Molecule: messenger RNA, 61409 nt
Organism: Bombus pyrosoma
Lineage: Eukaryota; Metazoa; Arthropoda; Insecta; Hymenoptera; Apidae
Product: titin
Molecular function (GO): protein binding
Source: RefSeq, a predicted model, not a curated record
GAUCGAGUCGGUCGGUACCGAAGUAAUAUAAGAGACGAGGAGGGCACGGUAACGUCGACGGGCACCUCCGUUUUUAACGGAGGCGGUGUGUCAGUCCAUGGCUGCACGUCGACCAGAUACCUACACCUUGAUACCUUGAUGCUGCAUAAUGUCUGAAGCCGAGGAUGCCUCGGGCAAAGGCAGUAACCUGACAGCGAUUGAAGCAAUCUCGGCGAGGCUGGCGGAAGUAACGCGACUCGCCGAGAAGCUGGACGCGAGACUUUGCGAGGCUGGAGCCAGGACUCGACCAGUUCCGAUGUCGUCGUCCGCGAUGUCCUCCACUUCGUCUCUCUUCUCGUCGUCGAACGUAUCAGUCACCACGUCCACGUCCGUUCCUAGCCAAGUUCAAACGAUUUCUACCGGAAUCUCUGGAUCCAUUGCUGUUACUACCUCGUCGAUUGGAAUUACAACACCUUUGAUCAGUUCCUCGGUGUCUACGGUGCAACUGCAACCUAAAUGCGUGUCCACGAUAUUGUCCUCGGCGACUAAUAACGAAAGUGUUGGUCCUUCGAAGGAAAAGAUGUCUGGCUUGGUGUCUUCGAUACCACAAUCGGCGAAUGGAACGGUUUGCACGGGUACUGUUAAUGGUAAGGCUGGUUCUACUAUGCUGGAGAAUGGUAAGACGGAGGAAAAAGUUGCUGAGAAAGAAGACGGAGCAGAGGAGAAAAGUAAGGACGUGGAUUUGGACCGAGCGAAUGACGUGAAGAUGGAAGAAGUCGCGGAGGACGUAAUUGAGAAGUCAUUCGACGAUAGUCAAGCCGAUGAUUCGAACAUAGAGGACUACGUGACCGCCACCGAACGUUCAAUUACUCCGACAGUUCGCUCCAGAAGCGAAUCCUUCGUUACUUCUCCAGAAUGCGAAGAUCUUGCCGCUCCAGCAACCAUAACGUCUAUUAACGAUAAUUGGUGGAACAUCGAGGAACCUAAAUUUAUCCCCACCACUGCAGCGGCGUCUUCUCCUGUGUUUAAACAAAUGGAAGCUUCGAAAGAGCCGAAAAUAGAAAGAAACGUCGUCGUAUCGGUGGAUACUCCGCAAUCGGAAGCUAGCGAGACGAACAAAGAAAAACAGAUUGAGAAAGUUGUGACAAUGGAAAAGAAAGUCGAAGAGAAAUCCGGGAAGAUCGUAAAAGAAGUUACAGAAACAACGACUUUACGUGUGUCUCACGACACUCGUUUAGGUAUCGCGUCUUACAAAGUGAUAUCCAACACUACGCAAGAUCAUCGAGAAAACGUUGAUGUUAAGGAAAUCAAGGAUCUCGAACGAAUCGUGUUUCCGGAUGUUCAGACGAAUGGAUUACACCACGAGACAGGUUCCGGUUGCAAAUCGGAUUCGUACAGUCGUAGAGACGAACUGUCAACGAAAACAGACGACGCCGAACGCGUGAUCAAAUUCGCAAAGAUUUGCGAGAUCAAUCAAGAAUCUCGCGUAAUCCCUGCGGACACAUCGAAGGAUAUUUCGUUGUCCCUGAAGGAAUAUACGCGACAUCGCGAAGACAGUGGAAUUGAGAUGUCACCGACGAAGAAGGACGAGAAUCUCGAAGGGCAAGAUUUCCUCGAAAGAGCGAGGAAGAGAAGAGUUACGAGAAUGGUAGACGGACACGACUCGAUGGAAACGACGGAGAAUAGCGAGGUACCUCGUGAGAAGGAAUCGCGAACGAUGGUGGAGAGCAACGAGGAUGCACCGCAACAAACCACCAGUCCGACGACCACCAUAAGCACCAUAGCUGUGCAGAGCGGUGAAACGCGUCUGGUGAUCGCUCUACUUCAAAGCGGAGAAUGGCUGAGAUUAAAAGUUCUGGAGGUUCAACCAGAACUAACGAAGCUCGGUGCCACGGUGGAGGAGGCUACCGAGCUUUCGAAUGCACACGACGAAGUUUUGCUUCGAUUACAGAGCAAACAGAGCCCGGUAGAGGAAUUGCUCCGGCAGGCUGAUCAAUUGAUCUCGAACCAAAGGCCAAGAGCGGAAGUGUACGCCGCGAUGGCGGAAACGUUGGGCCAAGCUUGGCGCGACGUGAACGAGCUUUUGGAACGUCGAAAACAGAUCCUCGAUUCCAACGUGUUGUUUCAAUGUCGAGCGGAGGAAUGUCGAGAAAGUAUGAAAGCUCUUGAGAUGGCAUGCAACGACACGUUGCUGCCGAUCGAGAUCGAGGCGGUAAAGAAUUUCUUGUCGAAAAUCCAUGAUCUUCGAAAGAAUAUGCUCGAGGCGUUGAUGGGCGCGCUGCAAGAGGGGAAGAGUCUACUGGAUCGGCUGAAAGAGAUCGCGAACGAAGGCUCCUUGGAUUCCAGACCGGAUAGAAUUAAGCUGGAAGCUGAUCACGCGGUGCUGAAAGUCGAGAAAUGGUUGGAAGAGCUUCAUGACAGGAGACGGCUGAUCGAAGCGUCGUUUCGUAGCAGAAAGACACAAUUGGAGCAAUGCCUGGCUUUAGCUCUGUUAGCGACCGAUCUACGUGAUCUCGAAGAGGUCUUAAACGACAGAAUCGCUGCUUUGUCGAGCAGCUGCGAUCAGCUGGGAGAUUCCGCAUCGAGCGCGGAAUUGCUCCUCUUCGAAUUGAAAAAAUUACAAGCUGAAGCUAAGGAAUUUCAAGACAGAUCGAUCAAAAUAACGAAGUCAACCGAACGAUUAGUGUCAUCGGGACACUUUGCGGGUGAACAGGCGACAGAACAAGCUUACGCGAUUCUUGGCGCCGCGGCUGAUUAUGUCAACGAUUUGGAUCAGUACGAGGCGUUGUUGAAUAGAGCGGUGGCCUUCUUCGAUUCGGCGAGAUCGGCAAUUACAAAGUUAGAUCAGUUGGAAAUUCAGCUGGUGACGACGGAGCAUCCUCCAUAUUCGACGAAAUUAGCUCGUUUCCAUGCUCAGACCGUCGCCACCAUCGAAGACGUCACCGCGAAACCUUUGGCGGAAGGAUACGCCCUUCUAAAUGUCACAGGAAGAGGAGCGCCAGGAGCUGAGGGUGUGAAACGAGUGGUGGAUGAGCUGGAAAAUCGGAAGAUCCGUUUGAUGGAACGGUGCACAGCUCACGAGAAGGAGAACCUCGAGAUAUCGAGGAUCAUAAAUACGUUCUUAGACAAGCACGACGAGCUGAGAAAGUGGUUAAUGAGCAUACCCGAAGCGUUUCUCCAGGGUCACCAAGACAUGGGCAGCGACGUCCCAAUGGCGGAGGAUUUCUGUCGGUUGCAUCGUCAGCUGUUGAACGAUCUCGAACGAAGGACCGACGAAGUCGAGCAUUUAGAGUUCGAAAUUUUACCAAUUCGAGAACGAUUGGAAGAAACGCAGAAAUUAGAACUGCAGUCGAAAGUGGAGGAGUUAAGAAAUUCUUGGUCAAAGACGAAAGAGCUGGUAGCGAGUAGAAUCGAUCUGGGAUCGCUUUAUUUGCAAUUCCAUAUGGCGGUUGAGGAACUAACGAGGGAAAUUGAGUCGAUCGAGAGUGAAUUGAAGAGACAAACCGAUGUUUUGGACGAGAGAAAGAUCGAACAGCUUGGAAGACGUUGGAAAGAUCUCCAGCCGCUUUAUGUCAACCUGACUAACACUGGCAAAGCCUUUCUGGACGCUGCUAUUAAGAUGGAUGAUCCUUAUCUAGAUGUACCGAGAGCCUGCAUAUGCGUCCAGACCCUCUUAGAGAGAUUUGCCAACAGACAGUUGACUAUAACAGAAUCGUGGGAGAAAUGGAGGACGACGAUCGAGAUUUUGAGGAAGAAGCGGAUCGAGCAUCAACGAAGAAUCGAAGAGAGCACAAGAACAAUGGAAUGGGUUUCCAAAUUCAGCGAACAAUUAUAUCCAGUGAUAACAUCUCAAUCUCCUAAAACAGCAAACAUUCUUCAAGACUUAAGCGGAUCGAAACAUCGUAUUCUUCCCGAGUUGAAUAAAGCUGUCAACGAAUUGGAUACUAGAAUCAAUGGGAUUGAUACUCUAGCUCAGAAAGGCGAAGUAGAGAUCGACGACGAGAUCCUGAAGAGACUUCGUCAGAUGCACGAGAAUCUUCAUGCGACUGCCAGAGAUUACGAAACUCUUCUGGAGUCGUUGAUUUCCAUCUUCCAGAAUAUCGAAGAGGUUGAGCAUAAGAUCGAACAGUUAAGGGCUCAUGCACAGCGUGUAGCGUCCUUGAAAAAAUUGUCCGAAGUGGAAACACUGUUCAACGAGCUCGACGCGAUGAAAUGGACAAUUUCUGACAGACAAAAUCAGAUUAGAUCGAAGGCUCAAGACGUAAUCGCUAGAAUUAAGCAACAGGAACCGCCCGAGGCUGGUGUUCAGGACAUUGAGAAAUUGAAGCGUGCUAUAGAUUCGUUGUCGACAAACCUUGAACUGCUUUGGUCUCAGACGAUUACCAAAAUCGAAGAAUAUCGACGAACGUGUACUUUUUCCGACGAUUUGGAGAGAAUUGAGACAGAAUUGCAGGAUUUGAAUGAACAUUUGAAGAAGGUGGACGCGAAGAUUGGUGAGAACCUUCAGACAGCUAAAGCUACUGCCACCUCGUUCGUACAAUUCGAAAAGACUGUCACGAUUUUGGAAGAAAGGAUCGAGACGUUCGUGAAGACGACCGAAGAAUCGAUUAAUAUUUUAACGCCUCAAAUUGUCAACGAUAUUUCUUUCUUGCGUGAGAGAUGGAGAAACUUGAAGAGGAAAAUCGAAGAAACAAAGAAGCGAAUGAAUUUGAGCAUAGAGUAUUUCACGCUCUUGGAGGAAGCCAAAGAAUGGAAUAGAGAGGGUAACAAAUUGCUGGUUGUGAUAGCGAGGAAAGCAACCGCGGUGAAGACCCCGAAAGACGCCAUGGAUUUGCUUCAAGAAAUAGAUCGCUACUUGAAGCCAGGCGAAGAAAUUCAAGAAAGGAGAAUCGAGAAGCUGAAGGAACUAUCGACAAUCGUGUUUGGUACAGACAGAUUACCACAAUUCAACGAAGUGAUCGUGGAAAAUCGCCAAAUGUUAGACUCGUUCGCCGUCGUCUCGUCCGAAUUCCGAACGUUGGCUCAAAAUUUGAAAAACGCGGAAGAUCUGCAAGAGAAAUUAAGGAUCGAGAAGCAGGAAGCAGACAGAAGAUUACAAGCCGCGAAAGUGGAAAUGGCUGCCGCAGAAGCAGCCAGAGAGGAAGCGGAGAACGCGAGGAGAAUCGCGGAAAAAUUAGCAGCAGAGACAUUGGAGAAAGCAACGAUAGAAGCGAAGAAACUGAAAGAGGAAAAGACGUUUGAAAAAGUGUCUGCUCCUCCGUCGUUUUCGGUGUCAGCUCAAACCGAGAAGAUCGAUAGCACGGACAAAAGUUUCGUCAAAGAAAUGGUCACUUCCGCAACUAUCACUAAAGAAAUACAUAUUUUGCAAAAGACGGAAAUUGAGAAAACGUCUCAACGCGAACCAAGUCCACAGAAGAACAUUGUCACCGAAGAAAUACGCGAGAAAUCAGUAGAAAGACUGCUCAAAGAGAACGUUCCUCCAUUGGCUCCAGAAUUUACCGUUCCCCUACAUGAUGCCACUGUACAAGAAGGAGAAAAGUUCACUUUCCAGUGCAAUCUCGUUGGUCAACCAACACCGGAAGUGGUUUGGUACAAGGAUGGAAUCUCGAUUUUGAAUAACCCUGAUUAUUUGACAACGUAUGUUCAAGGUAUCUGUACUUUGACGAUCGAAGAAACUUUCGCCGAAGAUUCUGCGAAAUACACUUGCAGAGCUUUCAAUAUAGCCGGGUCAGCGGAAACGUCUGCCACGUUGACUGUUAAAGAAACAGCACCGGAAGAGCAACCAAGUCCACCGGUUUUCGUGAAAGAAUUAGUAGCAUCGGUGGCGAUGGAAGGAUCUUCUCAUCGGAUGGAGUGCAUCGUCGAAGGUAAUCCUCUGCCAACUGUACAAUGGUUCAAGAACGACGUGAACAUCGAUAAUUCUCCCGAUUACAUCAUCACUUACAAUAACGGUGAGGCUGUUUUAAAAUUCGAAGAAGUCUUCUUAGAGGAUAAGGCUUCUUAUACUUGCAAAGCCGCAAAUCGGUUGGGUCAAGCCUCCACUUCCGCUUUUCUCGAUAUACAACCUGUGGAAUUUACUUCGGAAAAACCAUAUUUUGUUACUCCGUUAUCAAAUGCCAUGGGAAGAGCAGGUCAAAGGGUGAAGCUGGAAUGUGAAGCAAAAGGAAACCCAACGCCUACUUUGACUUGGUACCACGAUGGAAGACCGGUCGAAGAAACCAUGAACUUAAAGAUACAAACGGACGCCGGGCGAACCAGCCUGAUCAUCUCGGAGGCGUUUGCAAAGGAUGCCGGAUGUUACACGGUCGUCGCUAAGAACAACGCCGGUGAGGCCACGGUGUCUUGCAACGUUUCGGUGAAAGGACGACUUCCUCACGAAACCAGCGAUUCUGACUUCGCUUGCAGCGACAUGGAGCCCGUGGUCCCCAAGAUUCAGAUGCCAUUGAAGGAUCUGAAGGUUCAGGAGGGUUUGUCUGUUCGACUGGACUGCGUGAUCGUUGGCCAACCUGAACCGGAAGCACAGGUGAUUUGGUAUCACGAUGAUCAACCUGUAAAGGAGUCAGCCGAUUUCCAGCUGUUGUUCCAGGGUGACAAAUGUUCCUUGGUCAUUCACGAAGCUUUUUUGGAUGACGCCGGUGUGUACAAAGUAGUCGCCAUUAAUUCUGGCGGUGAAGCGUCUAGUCAGUGCACAUUAACAGUGACACCGGUGACCGUUUCGAAAAAAUUGGACAAGACACGAACGGAAGUGGAAGAAACAUUGGUCGCGGGUUCACCUCCAAAAUUCGUGAAACUUCCGACAGAUUCUCUGGUGGCGGAAGGCGAGACCGCCACUUUUGAGUGUGCGGUAGUUGGAGAACCGAAACCAGAACUCAGAUGGUUCUCUGACAGUGGCGAGAUCACCGAGAACGAACGUAUCCUGAUCCAACGGAGGCAAGAUGGAACGAGUAUUCUGAAGAUUUCUUCGACGAUCCCCGAGGAUAAAGGGAAUUACGUAGUCAAAGCGUUUAAUGCGCACGGAGAGGCGAAAGCUUUCGCACGUUUGGUUGUGAGAUCGUUGGGUGACUUUAGGAGAAAGGAAGAAUUCGUGCAAAUGGAAGAGAAAUUGAUCGCUCCUACGUUUAAGGAGAAGUUUGAAGACAGAAGAGUGUCAGAGGGCGUUUCUACGAAAUUCGAGUGUAUUGUAGUUGGGAAACCAGCUCCGAAAAUUCAAUGGCUAUUUAACGAUCGUCCUGUUCAUGGCAAGGACUUCUUGGUGUCGGUCAGCGGUGAUCGACAGGUGUUGACGAUUCCAGAGACCGGUAGCACGCAUGUUGGUACGAUUUCCUGCGUGGCGGAGAACGCUGCUGGCAAGGCGAUUUGCAGUGCUCGUCUAGAUAUUGGUGGCUGGAUAGGGGAGGAAGCGAAGAAGAUUGAGGGGGCGGUUGCAGAGAAAAGAGUACUCGAAUUAGUCGAAAGAUUGCCCGCCGACGAAAUGCAUGCAGCAAGCAGCAGCGACAAACACUUCUCUUCGGAGAAGACCGAGGGUGGAAGCGAGAGUCAAGUAUUGACGAAGAUGUCACAGACGAUCACGGAAUCUUCCACCACACACACGACCACGAAGAAAGAGUACAUCUCAUCGACGACGUCCUCGACCUUGACAAAAUCUGGACAGGAACCCAGCAGCGUUAGCGUGAAGACUACCAUUCAUAGUACGGAACAGUCGUCCUCGGAGAAUGGGGCACCUCCUGUUGUGCAGUGCUACAAAGUAGAAGAACACGAAAAGAUUAUUCAAGACCAACCAGGCGAGAUUCGUCAAGAGAAAACCGUAGUGGUUUCCCAAGACGAGGAAGGAAUCAAACGAGACGUCAAAUCUGCACAAAUGUCGAAGCCAAGCAGAAAAUGUACAGCUCCGAGAUUCGUUUCGCCAAUCACAGGGAUGAUCGUGGAUCAGGGUACUGAUAUUAUCCUUGAAGGAAUCAUCGACGGGUUCCCCCAGCCAUUUAUCAGCUGGUCGAAGAAUGGACAGGAAUUGAAAACGAAGGAUGGAAUGACGAUCACGUACGCGCAUAAUCACGUUCGUUUGGAACUGAAGAACGUAAAUGUUAAGGACGCAGGACGAUACACUUGCACGGCGAGCAACGAAGUCGGUUCUGCUAGUAGCACUGCCGAUCUUGUUGUGAAAAAAACAAUAUUCCCACCGGUGUUUGGCAGAAGAUUGCAAGCUCAGGUUGUGAAACGCGGAGACCGUGUGAAUAUGGAAGUAGAAGUCACGGGAACGCCAGAACCUACAGUUACUUGGUUCAAGGACGAUGUUCCUAUCAAAGAACGUCCACCGCAAUUGAGGAUCAAGCAGCAAGGAAAUUGUUACAUGCUACUCAUCGAUAAAGCUGAAAAAGAGCACGCUGGAAAAUACAUGGUUCGAGCAACAAAUGCCGGUGGAGAAGCUCAAAGUAUAGCUGAUUUUGCUGUCUUCGAGCCAACACCAGACACCAUGGUAGAGGUCCAUAAAACUGUCAUCUAUGAGAACGUGCAAGACAAGAAAGUUAUCCAGUCCGACGAAAAGAAGAGCGAGGUUCCCUCUAGCAAACAAUUGACAAGCGAACAAGUGACAACGACGAAAAUUCAACCAAUUCCACCAUUAAAGACAACUCCCAUCGUAUCAUCGGCGUCAAUGGCCGAGACGACCAGAACGGUGGAAAAGAUCGAGGAACCAGGAUCCAGUCUGAGUCGUUCAGAAAUGUUUUCAUCCACUGUCGAAUCUCACCAAAGUCAAUCGACAUCCGAACAAAAGUUCCACAUGAAGCUAGAGCACAAGACACCAAGCGUCACGGUAGAACCGAAGAAAGAAGAGAAAACGGUAAUAAAAGAAGUGAUUCGCGAAGAAGUAGAGAAGAAGGGCUUCGAGCCAAAAACUACAGUGGUCGAGGAGAAAACGAAAAUCGAAAACGAGAACAUCGAAACUUCGACGAUAGCCAAGAAAGACGCGUUGAGUUUCUUCGAGUCCAUGACGAAGGAAACAGAGGCAACUCCGAAAGGUCCGAAAGAGAUGAUAAAAUUGGUCGACGACGCUGAUGGUCACGAAGUCAAGGUUGGAAAGUUAACAAAAAAUUACGAAAGAUCUACUACUUUCCAAGAAGUGAAGAAACCAGAACCAAAGCCUGCGGAACUCCAAACUACGAAGAAAGCAGUGCACGAGAUAUUCACUAAAUUAGAACAGGGUAGUACAGCUUCUCGUGGAGUGGAUAACAAGCUGUUCGACUUCCCAUACGAACCCUAUAAACCACCGGUAGAGACCAAGAAGACAGUCGUGGAAGAAACAAUGUCCUCGGGAUCUUCUCUUCAAGGAUCUGUAACUAUGUCGAAAAUGGAAAGCAAAACGGAAACUAAAAUGGAGAGCAAGUCAGAAAGUUCUGAAAUAUUGAUGGAGGGUUUUAAAUUGGUACCAGAGCCUCCUCCAGAGAUUGGUUACAUGCCGAAGCCCGAAGAAUUAAAAAAAAAACGCCCUGACGUGUCCAUCAAGGCUAAACAGCUCCAAGAAUCCUUCGACAAAACCCUGUCUCCUAUAGAUGCGCCUAUCGGCGGUGUGAAGAUUUUCCCUACACCUUCUCCAAAGAUUAGCGAAGUUCCGAAAGUGGCGCCAACCUUUUCUAUGCCACCUCCGCCGUUUGAGCUCGAGAAGAAAGAAGUAAUCGAAGAACCGUGCGUCAGAAAGGAAAUUCACGAGAAGAAGGAUUACGUGUCUUCGUUCAGAACAACGUCUCCGACUAGGCCUUGGUCAUCAUCGUCCGAUGUGGAAACUAGGUCACACGUGUCUACGGAUUUGUCAGAAUACAGGUGUCAGUCAGCUGCAUCGAGUCACCAGGAGAUUCUUAGGUCCACUUCGCCUAAACCUUCGGCCGAUGGAUUGGCUAUGGAGAAAUCUUGGGCGAAGAAGUAUGCUGAUUCUACGAGAAAGUCUUGGCCCCCUCAGGAAGAGGCGAAGUUUAAACAGGAGUGGCAGACUCCUAGCGAGGAUUUCAAGAGUACGCAAAGGGAGGUUAAGAGGGAAGUGGAAGAAACUGACGGUGGAAUUAGAAAGACUAGUAUGGAGUCAUCCAGCACUACAGAGAGGCGUUCGUGGAGCUCGAAACAGGAAUCGAUGGAAAAGAUGUCGAAAAGAGCUCCGUCACCACCUAAAAUCCAACCAAUCAUUUAUAACGCUGAAACCAUCAAAGUGGAUCAUGUGGUGAAUAAAAUGGAAGAGAAAUCGUCGUACGAAAAAUACACUAGUGAAUUCGACACGAAGAAGUCAGAGAAAUCGGAGAAGAUGGAAGAGACAUAUUCAAAGAAGUGGACAGGAUCCGAUGAUCUGAAAGCUCCAGGUCUCGUCAGAAGUGUCGGGCCACCGAAAAAACCAAUGGCCCAACCGUAUCAUGUAACACCAACUCCUCCAGCUACAAAUCAGAUCAUUCUGGAACCAGGUCCUCCACCGGAAAUCGGAUAUAUUCCGGCGCCAACGGUUAAAGAGAAAAAGAUCGAGAAGCUAGAGAAGUCCUUGGAGGUGUCGUUGGAGCAUCAGCCAGCUAAAAUUCCACCCGGAGGAAUCAGAACUUUUCCUCCAGCUCCAAAAAAGGAAGAGCCACCUGCGUUGCCUCCUAAAGACGUUAGAAUGACUCCUCCUCCUAUCCCGGCUAAGACGCAAACACCUGUAGAGAGCCUAGAACCGUUUCCAUUUAAACCUUCUCCUCCAUCUGCGAUAAAGACACCAAAAGUGCCACCUCCGCCGACUCCAACGAAAUUUAUAAAAAGCAGCUUUACUCAAGAAAGUGAUUACGAAUCGGACAUGGAUAGUUUGAUGAAAGCAAAAUGGAGGCCGUACGAGAGCGACAGCGAAGAGCCACGUUAUCGAAGAGUUCAGCCACCAGUGCCUAAGCAGCCGAUUAGGCCAAGGUCAACAGAGCCUGAACCACUUCCCCCAUCUAAAUUCGAGGUACCCCCUGCAACUGUGGGUCCACCUAGACCCGUGAUCACCAAAGAGCAGCAAGAGAAAAUUUGUAAGAAGACUACGACUUUUAAAAAACAAGAGAAAGAGGUGAAACAACAACAACAGAAAUAUCAAGUGGUUCAGCCUCCACCACAGAUUGAAUUGAAGCCUGGCUCUCCUCCUAUCUAUGUUCAACCAGCCACGAAGAGUCCAACGCCGAAAAGUCCACCCGCUAAGAAGCCAGAAUCUCCGAAAUUCAAAGUGAAGACGUUCCAACAGGAAAGUGGAUACAUGGCAGAUACCGACGAGCCGUUCCAGCAGAGAAGUUCGAUUCAAUCGAUGCAGAAGAGCUUCGGAAAGCACGAAUCUUCGUCGUCCAUGACCUCUCACACGGAGUCACGCACUUCGUAUCAGGAAAGUCGAUCGGAAUAUUUCGAGAGCAAAAGUUACGAUAGCCGACAGCAGCAGCAGAAAAAGGAAUCGUUCGUGUCACCUGCUCCUUCGAAGCAGCCGACAACUCAGCCAGCCAGCGUUCAACAACGUAGCUCGUUCGUUGAAAAGAGCUACGCGUCCUCCGCGUCCCCGUCGAGAUUCAGUUCUACGAAGGAAACAAUUUACACCACGGAUCAGUCGCAGAAGAAGCUGGAAACAGCAAAGAAGAUCCUGCCACCCUCUCCGAGUCCUUCGAAAUUCGUGAAGAGCGAAUUUCGUGAAAGCGACUACGAGAGCGACUACGAUGGCAGAAUACCACCCCUUUGGAAACCGCGGGGUUACGAAAGCGACGAUCAGACUUUCAGACCCGUAAAACCAAGUCUCGCUGGUCCAGGCAAACCCAGGGAGCCUCGAACGCCGCUGAUCGAGGAAAUCUCGAAGAAGGAGCUCGAGAGAAAGGAGGAGAGAAUCGCAACAACCACUCCGACCAAGCAGAAGACGGUUCUCCUUCCUGGUUCUCCGCCAGAAAUCGCCUAUGCACCACCUCAACCAACUUACUACGAAGCUCGAUCUGGUAUGCCUUUCCACAACGCGAUCGGCACGGAAACCAAGAAAACAGUCAGAAUGGACGAAUCCACGGAGAACAGCAGAAGAAUCGUUACGGUGGAGCAGACUAGUCGAGUGAUCAAAUUUGGCGACCAGAAACCAUCGGCUGACUUCAGAAGCUUCGACACGACGCCUGAUCAACGACACAAGCCGACGUUUAAAGUGCCAACUCCAAAGAAGUUUGUCCAAGGUCAAUUUAGAGAAUCAGAUUACGAGAGCGAUAUCGAUACGAGGAUCAAACCUAAAUGGGCUCCAGCGGACAGUGACACGGAGGAACCGCAGUACAGGAAGGUUCAACCGCCUAUGAUGAAGGCGCCAAGGUCAUCGAGUGCCCCGGUUAGACACGAACACGUGGUUUCGCCGUUGGAGUUUGACACUGGGCCACCAGUGAUCAAGAGACAAACGUCGAUGACCCAGCUAAGGGACGAUAGUAGAACGAGGAGGAUCGACUCACAGAUGGAAAUGCAGAAGGAAGUUAGCUCCAGGCAGGAGGAUGUGCUGAAGCCUGGAUCACCACCAGAGUUUGGUUUUAUCUCGAGGAGCGACAUGAAGAAGGCAGCCAAUCACGUCGCGUCGCGUCACAUGAGCGACAUGACCAGCAGCUUCAAAUCGAAAACCGAGAAAUUCGUCAGCGACAUCCAGUCGGAUCUGAAGCAGGGCAAGCCGAUCCUCAAGCAUCCGAUCGAUAGCCGAGCCAGCGAUGGCGACGAGCCCAGAACUUACAGAGAGGAGUCACGACACUCGGAACAUGGAACGAAACAAAUCGACCCAGACACCGGGCUGAUAUACUUCAAGUACGACUUUGGCUACGAGUUCGGAAUCGUGCUUCCCGGGGAAGGCAAAAGAACAGUCAGCAGUACUAACAGAACGAUCCAAGGCCAACGACGAGCCAGCGACAUCGAGGUACCCAUCGUUCACGAGUUCACCACGAGGAAAGAGAACGGUUUCGCGAAGAGAAACAGUUCUACGGCGUCUUCGACGCGACAGAGCAAACCAGCUGGCAAAUUUGGCACGUCGAAGACGGUGAAAUGGGAGCCAACGUCGGAGAGCGAGUUCUCGGAGGCGGAGGACAUCAGAAACGCGAGAAAGAGGCAUCAAGAGGGAGGAAGCACGAUGGCGCCACCUAGUCUCGUUAUACCUUGUUCGCCAUCGCCAUCCAGAUGGGAUCACACGACGCCCAGUCCGAUUUCCCUGAGCCCAAGCUUACCAAGUCUCUCCCCCAGAUACAGUAGCGCUACAGGACCACCCAGCAAUGUCGACUCAGCAGGAUCACCAUGGCCAACUACUAAUGGAGUGGCCUCGAGUAAAGAAGUGAUUCAGCCUUAUCUAGAAAUACUACCGAAAAAGGCACCUCUAUUCAUCACGCCACUGAGAGAUAUCGCGGUGGUGAGCGGACAAACAGCGAGAUUCGAGUGCAUCGUUCAGGCUGAACCACAACCGAACAUCCUCUGGUCUAAGGAUGGCAGGAUCGUCGAGAAUUCAUCGUGUUACGAGAUUCAUUAUCGUAAUGGCGUUUGCCGUUUGACCAUAGUGCGAGCUUUUCCUGAGGACGCUGGCACUUACGCGUGCACUGCAACGAAUAGCUUAGGUUCGACAGUAACUUCCGCCACCUUGCAGGUGCCAGGAGUACCUUCGCCAUUCUAUGGGACAUAUCGGGACCAAAACAUCGGCGAAAGAGCGAUCGAGAGUUCGCCCAGGUACGUAGCUCUGAGGGACCUGUUUCUACCGCAAGAAAACUACGUGAAAACGACACCUAUGAAUCGUCAACAUUCGACGCGACACGAUUCCUCUGUCGCGUGCAACUUGAUCGCGGAUCGCAGUUACCCAGGUGGCAGCUAUCGCGAGAGACGAAUUACGGCGGAAGAAUGCGACCAGAUAACAGAACGAAAUGUGAUAGCGCGACAGCUCGAGUAUUCCGAUUUCGAGGCGGACGAUUCGUUUCACGAUGAUUUCUGCUUCGAUCGCGAAUAUUCCCGUUACACAUCGUCGAAACCGAGGCCACCAGACAAAGUUCAAGGGGAGAUUGUGAUGCAGACGACGCCCACGGUACCAACAUUUACCGGCAGACCCGGCGAUCCAUCGCCGCCGGUCUUCGAACAGAUCUUUAAGAACGCCAGAUUCGCGCAGGGUGGAAACGCGAUUUUCGAGGGACGCGUCCGAGGAAAUCCAAAGCCCACGGUAUCCUGGACGCACAAGGGUGCGCCGUUGUUGGAAUCAUGGAAAAUUCGAAUGUCUUACGACGAGAAGACCGGAGCGGUCACGCUUCAAAUUAACCAAAUUGGUCCUGGGGACGAGGGUGAAUACACGUGCAGUGCUAAAAAUCAAUACGGCGAAGCAAUCUGCUCCGUUUACAUUCAACCAGAAGGAUUUGGACCUCCACAACAACAACAGAUGGGUUUCAGGAAAGAAUAUGCUCAGACCUUCCAGUCCACCGAACAGAAGUCUCAAACAGGAACACAAAGUGUUCAACAACGUAGUUAUCAACAAACGAUCGAUAAACGAAGCUACGUUAACGGAACUUCCACCAGCAUCGAAGAUUUCAAGGUGGACACUUUCGAAUACAGACUGUUGCGGGAAACUGAGUUUCGAGAGUCGAUUACACGUCGUUUCGUGGGCGAAUCCGACGUGCAGAUUUCGACGGUGGUAGAUCGUAGUCUGGGACCGGUUGCACCUCCGCAAAUCACACAGAAGCCCAGAAACUCGAAGCUUGUCGAGGGAUCCGAUGCCGUUUUCACUGCGAAGAUCUCGGGAAAUCCGAAACCAAGAUUAACUUGGUUCAAAAACGGUCAGAGGAUCCGCGAAUCACAACGCGUGGAAAUGAGCCACUCGAAUCAGCAAGCUACCUUGAGGAUCAGAGUCGCCCUGCCGGAAGACAGUGGCCAUUACACUUUGCUCUCGGAAAAUCCUCAAGGUUGCACCGUCAGCUCUGCAUAUCUGGCGAUUGAAUCCAGCGAUCAAGUGGAUCAGGCCUAUCAAGCUCCAAGAGAAACGAUCAAAACUCAGCAAGUUGAAACAACUGGCGAGUCCGACUCUGGAAAAGUACUGCCGCCGAAUUUCGUUCGCACGUGCACCGAUCGCGAUGCCACCGAAGGAAAAAUGACCAGGUUUGACUGUCGCGUAACCGGCCGUCCGUAUCCCGAGGUGACAUGGUACAUAAACGGUCAGCAAGUAGUCAACGACCUGACCCACAAGAUCCUCGUGAACGAGUCUGGUAAUAAUUCAUUGAUGAUCACGAACGUGAGCCGCGCGGACGCCGGCGUCGUGACCUGUGUCGCUAGGAACAAGGCUGGCGAAACCUCGUUCCAGUGUAACUUGAACGUGAUCGAGAAAGAACAAGUUGUCGCUCCAAAAUUCGUGGAACGAUUCACAACAACGAAUGUAAAAGAGGGAGAACCGGUUGUUUUCAUGGCUCGUGCGGUUGGCACUCCUGUACCGCGUAUCACCUGGCAGAAGGAUGGAGUGCCGAUAACACCUGGACCGGAUGUGCGUAUUUCAACGGAUGGUAGCGGAGCAUCAACUUUAGAUAUACCCUACGCAAAAAUGUCAGAUGCUGCUUGGUACCAGUGUACGGCGCAGAAUGUAGCUGGCUCUACCGCCACCCGAGCACGGCUUUUCGUGGAAACACCGAAAGGAGUAGCCCCCGAACCAAGACGCCUGAACUUACCCCGACCGACGAAAGUCAUCGAACCAGAACCAGCGCCUGGCCCCGAAGUGAUUUAUUUGAGACACGUGGAACGCGCCAAGCCAUAUUUGCCUCCACCCGAGGAAGAUAGAGUUUAUCCACCACCACGUUUCAUCAUACCAUUGAAGGACGUCCAUCAGAUCGAGGGUGGACGAAUUCACUUCGAGGCCAGAAUCGAACCGGUGGGCGAUCCCACCAUGAGGGUAGAGUGGUACGUCAAUGGACGAGCUCUUGAUGCGAGUUCCCGUGCGACUUCUAUCUUCCGAUUUGGCUUCAUCUCUCUCGACUUAAUUAGCAUCGUUCUUCAAGACAGCGGUGAAUAUUUAUGCCGCGUCGUGAGUUCGACCGGAGUCGCCGAAUCUCGAGCUACCCUCAGCGUGACACCACGCGCAACAAUCGAACAGGCUAGCCAACACCCCGACAGCCUUCAAUAUAUUCAACAGCUCGAGGAUUACAGCAAGUAUCAAAGGCAGGAGAGUGUGGAGGAGAUCUCUUCACAGCGGCCGGCCUUCAUCCGACCACUCCAGGAUCUAGGAGAGCUACAGGAAGGUCGUAACGCUCAUUUCGAAGCGCAACUGACACCUGUAAGCGAUCCCACGAUGAAAGUGGAGUGGUACAAGGAUGGCAGGCCAAUCACAGCUAGCUCAAGAAUCACAACCAUCUUCAACUUCGGGUACGUCUCGCUCAAUAUAUUGCACCUACGAGCUGAAGAUGCCGGUUCUUAUACUGUCAGAGCUGUGAACCGCUUGGGAGAGGCCGUCAGCUCCGCGUCUCUUCGUGUCUUUGCACGCACAAGCGUUACUACUGAUCUGGGAAUCCCCGAGCAACAAAGGUAUAUCGAGGCUGCCGAGGAAUUGGAAGCCUAUCAACAGGCUAUGCACCAGAAAUACGUACAGCAACAGCCUGAACCGACUAGCCCACCGGAAUUCAAAUCUCCUAUCAAGGAUCAAAACAACAUACGAGAAGGCGGAUUUGCUCAUUUCGAAGCACGUCUAGAACCAGUCGGCGAUUCUGACUUGAGAGUCGAAUGGCUCAAGGACGGACGCCCUGUAGAAGCAAGUUCACGGAUCACGACAUUCUUCAACUUCGGUUACGUGGCAUUGACCAUCAAAUACGUAACGAUUCACGACGUUGGUAUAUACACUUGCCGCGCGUACAACCGCGUCGGUGAAGCACAUACAACCGCUCAAUUGAGCGUCAUCAGCAAAAACGAUGUCAUCUAUGACAGUCAACAUCCGACCGGACUUCAGAAGAUUCAAACUUUGGAAGAUUCCAGCAGAUAUUCGCGACAGGUUCAAGAAGAAACACAAGUAACUCAGGCACCACGAUUUUUGGGCAAUCUGAAGGGUACUAACAAGAUCGUUGAAGGUCAACGUGCUCAUUUCGAGGCUCGUGUGGAACCUCAGAGCGAUUUAACUAUGACCAUCGAAUGGUACCACAACGGAAAAUCUAUCACUGCUGCAAAUAGAAUUCAAACAUAUCACGACUUUGGAUACGUGGCUAUAGAUAUUCUUCAGGUUAGACCUGAGGACGCUGGUACUUACACUGUGGUCGCUAGAAAUGCUCUUGGAGAAGCUAAAUUGUCCGCCACGAUGAUCGUGGAGACACGCUCAAGCGUCGAUACCAGCAGUAUGCAUCGCACUUCCUACGAGAAGACUCAGCGUCUCGAAGAAUCGAAAUUCGUCGAGCCCCAAUAUCACAUCGAGGAAAUUUCAAAAUCAAAGCCAAUAUUCGUGCAGCCAUUGAGCGAUCCUAAGCCAGUGAGCGAAGGCAAGAACAUUCAUUUGGAAUGCCGUUUGGAACCCAUGGGCGAUCCAACGAUGAGAGUCGAAUGGUUCCAAAAUGGUCGUCCAGUUACCGUUGGCUCCAGAUUUAGAACUUACUACGAUUUUGGUUUCGUCGCUUUGGAUAUCGUGCAUUCGACAAUCCUCGACUCUGGCGAAUAUACUGUCAGAGCCACCAAUCAUCUUGGCACUGCUCAUACCUCAGCCUGCGUCAGAGUAAUCGGAAAGUCUGAUGUUGUUACCGAAACUCAGCACGAGCAAUCGCUCGAACAGAUUCAAAUGCUGGAAGAUUCAUCGAGAUAUCGCAAGACCCAGCAAGAAGAAGUGACAGUGAUGCAGCCCCCGCAAUUCACUCGUCCUUUGCACAACAUCGAAACGGUGGAACUGACCAACGUUCACCUCGAGUGUCGUCUUCAGCCAGUUGGCGACGCCAGCAUGAAAGUGGAAUGGUUCGUCAAUGGCAGACCAGUGAAAACUGGCCACAGAUUCAGACCAUCUUACGAAUUCGACUACGUCGCCCUUGACAUCUUGGGUGUUUAUCCUGAAGAUUCAGGCGUGUACACCUGCCAAGCUAGAAAUCAACUGGGAGAAGCCGUCACUUCUUGUUCAGUGAGAGUACACGCUAAGAAAGAUUUACUCCUGGAGUCUCAGCAUCCUGAAGGUUUGGAAAGAAUACAAUACUUGGAAGAUGCUUCCAGAUACAAGAGACAGGAACUGGUUGACGAAGUGGUCAAUGUUAAACCGAGAUUCAUCACGGCUCCGAAAAAUCAAGAGAAUCUUCGUGAGGGACAACACGCUCAUUUCGAGUGCAAACUGGAACCUGUAACGGACUCGAACUUGAAAGUUGAAUGGUUCAAGAACGGUCGUCCGGUUACAAUAGGACACCGAUUCCGUCCAAUUCACGAUUUUGGCUACGUUGCUCUGGAUGUAAUCGACUUAAUCGCCGAGGACUCGGGUACCUACACGUGUCGCGCUGUCAAUCUGGUUGGCAGCGACGAAGUGUCUUGCACUUUAACUUGUCGAUCAACCGCGCAAGUUCUGACAGACACUCAGAACGAGAUUGGCCUGGAACAAAUUCAUUACCUCGAAGAUAGAUCGAGAUACCAACGCCGAGAAGAUAUCGAAGAGACAACCACUCAAGCUCCAAUUUUCACCACCUCCUUGAACAACGUUGAGAUCAAAGAAGGUCAAAGAGCACACUUUGAGUGCAGGUUGAUCCCUGUGUCUGAUGUAACGAUGAAAGUCGAAUGGUUCCAUAAUAAUAAGCCUGUGAAAGCUGGCUCAAGAUUCGUCGAGACUAAUAGCUUUGGUUUCGUGGCCUUGGAUAUCAUGUACGCCUAUCCUGAAGACUCUGGUACUUACACCUGCCGAGCGAAGAAUAUCAUAGGAGAGGCGAUUACAUCCGCAACUGCAGUUGUGCACUCGAAAAAGUCAAUUUACACGGAAAGCCAAAAUGAAGAGACACUUCAACGUCUUCAUUACCUGGAGGAUACCUCGAGAUACCAACGUAAAACUACGACCGAGGAAAUCGUUACUCAAGCACCAGUUUUCACGAUGCCGAUCAAGGACCUGAAAGUCGCUGAAAAUCAAGCGGCUCAUUUCGAAGCUCGAGUGAUACCUGUCGGCGAUUCAAAGCUCAAAGUCGAAUGGUUGCGAAAUGGAGUUCCCAUAGCAGCUUCUAAUCGCGUGACAACGAUGCACGAUUUCGGAUACGUCGCUCUAAACAUGAAAUACGUGAACCCUGAAGACUCAGGUACCUACACUUGCCGUGCAGUAAAUGAUCUUGGAGAGGCUGUAACAUCAGCGACACUUUUCGUCCAGUCCAAGGCGGCCCUGCAAUUCGAGUCGCAGCACGAGAGCGCGUUGUCGAAGAUCCAGGCGCUGGAGGACACCAGCAGGUAUCAACGACGCGAAGAAGAAGAGAUCGUGGUAAAGGAGAAACCAUCGUUCACGGUCCAACUAAACGGACCUACCAGCUUGGUCGAGGGACAAAGCGCACACUAUGAGUGCCGUAUCGAACCCUAUCCCGAUCCAACUAUGAAGGUGGAAUGGUUCCACAAUGGGAAACCAUUAUCCACCGGUCACAGGUACAGAACGACUUGUGACUUUGGAUUCGCUGCGUUGGACGUGCUCACGGUAUAUGCUGAAGAUUCUGGCACCUAUACCUGCCAGGCCACCAAUAGACUGGGAUCGGCGAAGAGCUCGAUUAAUCUUGACGUGAAAUCUCGCUCCUCGAUUAUUCGCGAAACUCAACACGAAAGUGCCCUGAAGAAAAUACAGUAUCUAGAAGACGACUCGCGUUAUAAACGCGUAGACGAAGAGGACUUGAUCAUCGCCGAGAAACCGAAAUUCGGUCGUCCAUUGAAGAACAUCGAACAUCUGCCUGAAGGCAAAAGCGCUCAUCUCGAGGCGACUCUAACGCCUGUCAACGACCCCACUAUGGUGGUUGAAUGGUACAGAGAUGGCAGACCGAUUCCUCAAGGACAUAAAUUCAAGACUACCUAUGACUUUGGUUACGUGGCUCUCGACAUUCUUUAUGCCUAUCCGGAAGACUCUGGAACUUACAUGUGCAAGGCGAGGAACGCUGUCGGCGAGGCUGUUACCACUUGCGUCAUCAGCGUUGACUCGAAACAAGGCCUGUAUUUGGACACGUUAGACGCUCAGCGUUUGCAGAAGAUUCGCGAGCUAGAGACUGUAGAAGUGAAGAAAGAGAUCGAAAAAGAGGUUGUACACCAGAAGCCUGUUUUCCUAACGCCAUUGAACAACCUGGAUCUAAAGGAGGGCGAACACGCUCACUUGGAAUGCCGCGUCGAACCCAUCAACGACCCAAAUCUAAAGAUAGAAUGGUUCGUAAAUGGAGUUGCUGUAAGAACAGGACAUCGCUUCCGCAAAACACACGACUUUGGUUAUGUGGCUCUUGAUAUUCUUUAUACAUAUGCCGAGGACUCUGGUACCUACAUGUGCAAGGCUACCAAUUUAGCUGGCGAGGCUGUCAACACCUGCACCAUCAAAGUUGGCUCUCGCCGCAGUAUUCUCCUGGACACUCAACAUCCAGAUGGCCUCGAGAAGAUUCGUGAACUCGAGGCACAAGGACGUCCAGCCCGUUUGGAAGUUGAAGAACCACCAGUGACACCACCAAGAUUCGUCACUGAACUCAGGGGUACCACCGAAGUAUACGAAGGACAAACAGCCCAUUUCGAGUGUCAAGUUGAGCCUCUCCACGACGCCAACUUGAGGAUCGAAUUCUUCCACAAUGGCAAGCCGCUUCCAUCUGCCUCCAGGUUCCACGUGACCUUUGACUUUGGAUAUGUGGCUCUUGAUAUCGGCCAUGCUGUUCCCGAAGACGCAGGAGAAUAUUCCGUACGAGCUAUCAAUGCUCUUGGCCAAUGCGUAUCCUCGAUCGAGCUGAGGGUUAUUCCAAGGGACAGCAUUAUUCUGGACUCGCAACGUCCUGAAGGAAUGGACAAGAUUCGUGAAUUGGAAGCUCAACAGCCUUGGAAGAGACCAGACGUACCAGAACCACAAACUAGACAAAGACCAGUCUUUACUCAACCGUUGCAAAAUAUCGACGCUAUUCCCGAAGGACACACUGCUCAUUUCGAGUGCAGAUUGAUUCCUGUAGGAGAUCCAACGUUGAAGGUUGAAUGGUUCAGAAAUGAAAUCCCACUUGAGACAAGUUCAAGAAUCACCAAAGUCCAUGAUUUCGGCUAUGUCUCGCUGGACAUCUCCCACGUGAGAGAAGAGGACGAAGGCGUGUACAUGUGCCGUGCGUCCAACCCACUCGGUGAAGCAGUUACCACUGCUUCGAUGAAGAUCAAGAGUAAGGCAAGCAUUCAAUUAGAUACCCAACACCCUGAAGCGCAACGUAAGAUCGCCCAACUUGAAGCUGAUAAAGGACCAAGUCGUCCUGAAGAACCAGAAAAGGUAUUCGAUAAACCUAUCUUCACACAAUUGUUAACUGGACCCACGGAACUUUGGGAAGGCCAGAUGGCUAGAUACGAAUGCAGAGUCGUUCCAGUUGGCGAUGCCAGUUUGAGAUUCGAGUGGUACAUUAAUGGAGUCGAACUAAAAAUGGGAUCUCGGUUCCACGUGAGUCACGAUUUCGGCUACGUGACCCUGGACAUCCUGAAAGUAAUCUCGGAGGAUUCCGGUGUAUACACUUGCAAAGCCAUCAACAAAUCCGGCGAGGCAGUUUCCUCGAUUUCGCUGAAGGUGAAAGCGCGCUCAGCUAUCGAUGCCGAAAGUCUUCAGCCAGAUGCUUGGCAGAAGAUCCAACUGAAAGAAGCGGAGAUGAACAAAGUACCGGAAAUGUUCGUCGACACGACGCCUCAACAGGCUCCAGUCUUCACCAAACACCUCGAAAGCCACGACAGACUCGUGGAAGGUCAACAUGUAUACUUGGAAGCUCAAGUAGAGCCAAGAGCAGAUCCAAAUCUUCGCGUUGAGUGGUUCAAAAACGGGGUGUCUCUUCAAACUGGAACCAGACUUCGUAGUACCUUCGAUUUUGGCCUUGUUACACUAUCUAUCAAUGGUUUAAGACCCGACGAUUCCGCCAUUUACACUUGUAAAGCCACGAAUCUACUUGGAGAGGCUGUGUCUACUUGCAGUUUGAAGAUCGUCGAUCGUCAUUGGUUACUUGGUGACACUCUUCAUCCCGAUGCUCUUCCAAAGAUCGACGCCUUGGAGCAACCUCAUGUCACCUCAACAGAACAACCAGAACCUAUUUACGAGGAACCAGUGUUCAUCACUCAUCUGAACAACGUUGAAUGCGUAGAAGGUGACAACGUGCACUUUGAAUGUAACGUUGAACCAUCAAAAGAUCCAACGAUGAAGAUCGAAUGGUUCAUCAACGGUAAACCUCUUCCAACUGGAGCAAGAUUCAAGUCGACUUAUGACUUUGGUUAUGUAGCUUUGGAUAUUACUCAUGCUUACGAGGAAGAUUCUGGAGUGGUCAUUGUUAAGGCUACCAAUUCGAAGGGAUCAGCUCAGACGUCAGGAACUCUCAAAUGCACCAGCAAACAGAACAUCUAUCUGCAGACGCAGCAUCCUCAAGGAGAGGCUGGCUUAGAGAAAGUUAAAGAAGCUGAAGAUGCUUAUUUGUCGAAAUAUAGGAGGCCAGACGCUGGACCAGAACAAGAAUAUCCUAAACCGAUCUGGACAGUGCCCUUGCAGCCGGAAUUCAAAUUGGGCGAGUCUGAACCUCUUCAUUUGGAGGGUCAGGUAGAGCCCAAGGACGAUCCAAACUUGAAGAUCGAGUGGUACUUCAAUGGAAAAGCUCUGGAACAUGGAUCCAGGUUUAAGAUGACCAGCGAUUUUGGAUUCGUCACUUUGGACUUGACAGAUGUCUAUGAUCGUGAUUCUGGAAUUUACACUUGCAAGGCAUACAACAAAGCUGGAGAAGCUUUCACUUCAACAACGAUCUACUGUACGACUAAGGAGAAUAUCAUCGAAAGAUCGCAGCAUCCCAAAGGUAAGGAAGGUUUGGAAGCAAUCCAGGACCUCGAAGAAUCGCUGAAACGACAGGAAGGAGCCCCACCAGAGAGUGAAGAAGGUCAUCCACCUGUGUUCACAUCUCAAUUCGAGAAUCUGACUAACCUAUCCGAAGGAGAAAUCGCUCACUUCGAAGCUUCGCUCACGCCAACUAGUGAUCAAACUAUGGUAGUCGAGUGGUUCUACAAUGGCAAGGUCUUGGACGCCAGUCAUCGCAUAAGAACAGUCUAUGCCUUUGGAAUGGUGGUUCUCGAGGUUCUUGGAACCAAGAUAGAGGACUCCGGCACCUACUCUUGCAGGGCUACCAACAAAUGGGGCCGCGCCGAGAUCAGCGUGGAAUUAGAAUGCGUGGAUAAAUCAAAAGGACAGAAACCCAAAUUUACAACUCAUAUUCAAUCACUGGAAGGUCUAAAGGAUGGCCAGUCUGCUCACUUCGAGUGUACUUUAAUUCCAGUUGGAGAUCCUCAUAUGAAAGUAGAAUGGUUCCACAAUGGCCAACCUUUGAGGCAUUCGUCCAGAUUCAAGAUGGUAUCCGAUUUUGGAUUUGUUGUGAUGGAUAUCGCUGGCGUGAUGGCCCACGAUACUGGAGAGUACGUAUGCAAGGCUAGCAACAAAUAUGGCGAAGAUUACACUAAAGCAACUCUGAAAUGCUUUGGAAAGAGCGGAGUAUAUCUUGAUUCGUUGCAACCAGAUUCUCUCGCUAGAAUCAGAGAACUGGAGAGUUAUGGUGGUGAACAACCUGCCACGCCAACGACUCCAGUUGCAGAGCCACCUAAGUUCAUCACGCAAAUUUCUGACAUCACGAAAUUGGUUGAAGGACAAUCUGCUCACUUUGAAGCUAGACUGACGCCUGUAAAUGAUCCAGAUCUGAAGGUCGAGUGGUAUUACAAUGGAAAGAAAUUACCUCAUGGGCACAGAUACAGAACCUUCCACGACUUUGGCAUUGUCAUUUUGGAUAUAUUGUACUGUUACGAAGAGAAUUCUGGAGUUUACGAGUGCAGAGCUUUCAAUAAGUAUGGAGAAGACACGACUAAGGCGACCUUGAAAUGUUAUUCGAAAUCGAGUCUCAUUUUGGAAAGUCAGCUUCCUAAAGGAAUGGAAGGUGGAUUGGAGAAGAUUCAGACUUUGGAGGACUCGAUGAUUCGCACUAAAGACGAAAAGAUCGUGGAGGAACGAGGAAAGGCACCAGUGUUCACUGUACCUUUGAGCAACAUCGACGGCCUUCGCGAGGGCGAGAGCGCGCACUUUGAAGCUAGACUUACACCUACCGACGAUCCAAAAUUAAAGGUCGAAUGGUUCUGGAACGGAAAACCUUUGCGGACCGGUACUCGUUUCCGCACCUUCUGCGACUUCGGCUUCGUGAUUCUCGAAAUUUCGCCGAUCUAUCCAGAAGACUCCGGCGAAUACAGCUGCCGAGCAACAAACGACUACGGCGAAGCUGUAACCACGUGCACGAUGAAGUGUACUGGAAAACGAAGCAUCAUUCUGGAAUCUCAACUGCCAAAAGGAAUGGAAGGCACGAUAGAUAAAAUCGCCGAACUGGAAGGUCUUGGAAACGAGCCUGGUAUUGCAACUCCGGACGACGAUACCGGAAAACCACCGGAAUUCAUCACGACACCAUCCGAUUUGACUCUAACCGAGAAUUCCUUGGCGCACUUCGAAUGCAGAUUAACACCGAUCAACGACUCCAGCAUGAGAGUAGAAUGGUUCCACAAUGGAAAGCCUCUGUUGGCCGGAACCAGGAUCAAAACCAUCCACGACUUUGGAUUUGUGAUUUUGGAAGUAGCCAAUUGCUACCAACGAGACUCUGGUUUAUAUACAUGCAAAGCAACGAAUCGUCACGGUGAAGCUACUGUGUCAUGCAAACUUCAAGUUCGUGGACGUCAAGGAAUUAUCUUGGAGCCUCAGUUGCCAAGCAACUUUAAGACUGGAACAGAGAGUAUUCAGAAAUUGGAAGAGGCUUUGUACAAGAAGGACGAGAUACUGACCGAGGAAGAAACACCUAAUCCUCCUAAAUUUACCGUGGAAUUGAAGGAUAUCGAAGUAGAGGAAGGAGCAUCCAGUCACUUUGACUGCAGAGUCGAACCUGUGGGCGAUUCUACCAUGCGUAUCGAUUGGUUCCAUAACGGAAGAUCGUUCGCUACCGGAUCUCGUGUACACCAGAUUAACGACUUUGGAUUCAUUUCGUUGGACAUGUCGUACACCUAUGCCAGAGAUAGUGGAGAGUACGUUUGCAGAGCUACGAACAAGUGGGGAUCUGCUACUACCAAAGCUACAAUAACGUGCAAAUCUAAGAAAACCAUAGAUUUCGACUCGCAGUUGCCCUCGGGCAUGAGCGGCGAGAAGCUGAAAGAAUUAGAACGUGGUCCAGUAAGCGAGCCACCUGCUGAAGAGCCACCACGUCAACCACCAAGGUUUAUUACGCAGAUUCAAUCAGCAACCGUUGACGAGUCUGAACCAGUUAGGUUCGAAUGUCGCGUGGAACCAAAAGACGACCCAAAUCUACGCAUAGAGUGGUACAGAAAUGGAAAAUUGAUCCCAGCUGGACACAGAUACAGAACAAUGUACGAUAUGGGAUUCGUGUCUAUGGAUAUCUUGUACGUUUACCCUGAGGAUUCGGGAGAAUACGUGUGCAAAGCUAUUAACGAUCUUGGCGAGGACACUACCAGGGCAUCGGUAUCAUGCAAAAAGUUGCCCAACAUCAUCCUACAGAACCAAGUGCCAAAGGGUAUGAAAAAGUCGGAAGCGUUGAUGCAAAUGGAAGCCACCAUCAAGAAAUACACUUCGGAAGUUCACCUUACAGAGGACGAUCUCUACGACGCGGAUAAGAAACAACCACCACGUUUCGUCACUCAGAUCCAAGACCAAACCGAGCUGGUUGAAAUGAACAGCACAAAGUUCGAGUGCCAAUUGGCACCUGUCGGUGAUCCGAACAUGAAGGUCGAAUGGUUCUUCAAUGGCAAACCUUUGCCACACAAGAACAGAUUCACUCCAAUUUACGACUUUGGUUACGUGGCGAUGAACUUUGGAUGGGUAUAUCCUGAAGACAGCGGAGAAUAUCUAUGCAGAGCCACGAAUCUUUACGGAAUGGACGAAACACGAGCGGUGAUCCGAACGGCUGGCAAGCCUGGAAUUAUUUACGAGUCGCAACUACCAAAGGGCAUGAAGAGUAUCGAGAAGAUCAGGGAGAUGGAAGCUGCAUGGCAAAUAGUACCUGAGGAAGAGGGCGAAGAGGAGAAGGUGCGUGCACCUCCAACGUUCGUCAGCAAACCUGAACCGGUAACCGUCGAAGAGGGUGAUUGGUCCAGAUUCUGUUGUCGUGUCACAGGUCACCCGAGACCGCGAGUCAUGUGGAUCAUCAAUGGACAUACUGUGGUCAAUGGAUCACGGUACAAACUAACGUACGACGGUAUGUACCAUCUUGACAUCCCCAAGACGAGGCAAUACGAUCAUGGAAAGGUGGAAGUGAUCGCGAGAAGUUCCGUAGGCGAGUCACGAACCGAAACCACCCUAACAGUAAAACCAAGGAGCGACGAUUAUCGUGGUGUACUGAAAAAUUCACCAAGACCUUGGUAUGAUUACGGAUUGACCCAAUACCAAUCGGAGCGACAGAACACAGAGCUCGAGAAAGUUUUCGACGAAAGACACCAUAACAUCUCUCAAGGCAUCGAGAUCGCCACGGAACACCUUGGACAGAAAGUUUUCAAGGAACCAGAGACAGAAUGGCAAAAGUCUGUGAAGAGCAAAAAGAACGAGGAUUAUUACAACAAGCUCAUGACUCUGGAGGAAGAACAGGUGCUGAAGGAGAGUAGGCUGAGAGAAUCUAGCCAUCAAUUUGCUAUUCCUGGUGAAAAAGUUGUCUCUCAUUCUGUGGCGAAGGGAAUGGCCCAACAGUAUGAGGAAACCUUGGAAGACAAAAAGGAGGAAAGAAUCGAAGACACCACCACACAGACAACUACCAAAUUCGUGAAGAAACCACAUACAACGGAGGUGGACAUCGACGUGGAGCGAAUGAAAUCCACUGGAAAAUAUCCUCCAGAACCAUCAGAAUCCACGGUUCACGGUCGUGAAGUGCACGUGGCCAAGCAGAAGCAAAUACAGAAAGAGGUCAAAGGAGACUUGGAGAUCACCAGAAAGAUAACCGCCACGGAAACCACAGAAGUGGAGCACAAAGCCAAGACCCAGGAGCGUGUUGUUCAAGGUCCAAUGAAACCAGCCACGCCACCAGUCUUCACGAAGAAGAUUCAACCUUGCAGAGCGUUCGAGCAAGAGCAAGCUCGAUUCGAAGUGGAAUUCGACGGUGAUCCAUUGCCAACCAUCAAAUGGUACCGCGAAGAUUUCCCCAUUCAGAAUUCUUCGGAUCUUCAGAUUUAUACGUUCAGCACGAAAUCGGUGCUGAUCGUUCGACAAGUGUUCAUGGAAGAUUCUGGAGUGUUCUCUGUCAUCGCUGAGAAUCGUGGCGGAAAGGCGAAAUGCAGCGCCAAUCUGGUGGUCGAAGAACGAAGAAGACAACCUGGUAGAGGAGGAGUGAUACCACCUAGUUUCCUGUCUACCAUUCAGAACACCUCGGUCACUACUGGUCAACUGGCCAGAUUCGACGCCAAAGUGACUGGAACUAAGCCUUUGGAUGUUUAUUGGUUGAAGAAUGGCAAGAAAGUGACGGCAGAUAUUCGUUACAAGACACUCGAGGAAGAUAAUACUUACACGUUGCUGAUUUUGGAGACAGUGCCAGAAGAUUCAGGCAAAUAUGAGUGUGUCGCGAUAAACAGUGCCGGAGAGGCACGUUGCGACGCUGAAUGUACAGUUCGUGGACCUCAAUCGCCCGCCAAGACGGCGAAACCGACGACACCUGGCGUCGAAAAGGCGCCCACGGUUUUGGAACCAUUGAGAGAUCAAACUAUCAGAGAGGGAACAUCCGUCGCCUUUGCGUGCAGGAUCACCGGAAAACCGGUGCCCACGGUACAAUGGAAAAAAGGCGACAAGGUCAUCAAACCAUCCAAGUACUUCCAAAUGCAGAAGGAAGGUGACCUCUGUACCCUGAGGAUCUCUGAAGCUUUCCCCGAAGAUGAGGGCGUCUAUAAAUGCAUCGCCAAGAAUCCAGCUGGUGAUGUAACUACUUCGGCCAAUCUCAGAGUUCUUGCACCCGACGCAGCUGACGUUCUCCCCAAACUGACGCCACUGAAAGAUCAAACAGUUCUAGAAGGACAACCGGCACAGUUCAAGACUCAAGUUACUCCAGCUAAACCAAAGCCGACGAUCCAAUGGUAUCGCGAAGGUGCCCUAAUCCCUCAGUCACCUGACUUCCAGAUGAUUCACGAAGGCAAUAACGCCGUGCUGCUGAUAGCGACCACCUACGAAGAAGACACUGGCACCUUCACCUGCCGAGCUACCACGUCAGCCGGCACCGUAGAAACCUCCGCCAAACUCAUCGUCAAAAAGAGAAAAGGAGCGUAUUACGAAGUUCCUGCAGAAACGGGACCAGGCGCGAAAACCGGCGUGAAACCAUCGAUAGGUCUUGGUACGGGCAAGGACAUUGUCCUUGAACCGUUACCUUUAGACGAGAAUGGAUUGCCACUCGAAAUACCCUUACAACCAGGGGAUGAAUCGUUACCUUGGAGAAAGGGACGAGUUCAUCAUCGACCUCGACUUGGCGACGUGACGCCAUGGCGAAAAGUGAAACCGAAAUCUCGUGACACAUCUUUGGACAAAUUACAAGGGACAGAGUCCCAAGUUAAGCCUUGGACCGAAGAAGCUAUAGUAUUAAAGAAAACUCCACAGAUACCUCGCGAAACACCGAAAGAAAAAUUGGAGGAAGUUGAAUUAAAACCAGCGAAAAUCGAGAAAAAAGAAAUUAGAAGAGCUAGCCUGGAAGCUGUUGACUUGAAACAUGUUACGAAAGAAGUAACGAAGGAUGUGAGGACUGAAGAGAAGAUUGCUCGGCUGGAAGAGACUACAGCAGAGACUUAUGUAGAAGAAGAGGACUCUAGAUUUAUUAAAACCACGAAGAAAGUGGACGAGACUGUUCAAAAGAGAAAAGAAGAGACUAAACCUUGGACCGAAGAGAAGGUUACAUUGAAGAAAGCAAAACCUGACAGGAAAGAGAUUCCUAGAGAGACUAUAGAAACUGUGGAACUGAAACCUUCGCGGAUCGUCAAGAAGGAUAUUGAGAAACCUACCUUGGAAAAAGUAGAUCUGAAAUCUGUUCCAACAACUGUGACUGAGAAAGUUACUGAAGAAAUUAUUUCGAAAACUGAUUACCUUGAACAGGAAGAUACGUCCAUGUUGGACGUGUCCAGAACCGAAGAGGUCAGAAAAAUAAAGAAGGAGAAGAUUGAAGAGAAGGUAGAACAGGCGAAGCCAUGGACGGAAGAAAAGAUCACCUUGAAGAAAUCUAAACCUAUAAGAAAAGAAGUUGAGAAAGAAACUAUAGAGACUGUGGAACUGAAGCCAUCCAAGGUGGAGAAACUUCCGAUUCGAAAGCCGAGUGUGGAGAAGGUGGACUUGAAGCCUAUUCCAACGACAGUGACUGAAAAAGUCACUGAGAAAAUCACUGAAAAGACUGAAUACCUUGAACAGGAAGACACUUCUUUAUUAGACGUAUCGAAGACUGAAGAACUGAAGAAAUUGAGGAAAGAGAAGAUAGAAGAGAAGCCAGAAGGGCCUAAACCUUGGACCGAAGAGAAGGUGACGUUGAAGAAAGCGAAACCUGUGAAGAAAGAGGUUGAAAAGGAAACUAUAGAAACGGUAGAGUUGAAACCAUCAAAGAUUAUAAAAUCUGCGGUACGAAAAGAAAGUCUGGAAACAGUGGAUCUUAAAUCAGUCGCGAAAGAAAUCACAGAGAAGACAGUGAAAGAAGUCGUACACAAGACUGAUUACGUAGAACAGGAAGACACAACGUUGCUUGAUGUUACCAAAGACACUCGAGUGAAGAAACUCAGAAAAGAGUCGAUUUCAACGGAGAAGGUUGAGCAACUUAAACCUUGGACUGAUGAGAAAAUAACUUUGAAGAGAACUAAACCUGACAAGAAAGAAAUACCCAAAGAACAAAUAGAGACAGUAGAAUUAAAACCUUCCAGACCAGAAAAGGGAGAAAUUGAGAAACCAAGUCUUGAAGCAGUGGAUUUGAAACCAAUUCCCAAGAAGGAAGUAAAAGAAGUAUCUAAAAAGCUUGAAAGAAAAGACGUGCUCACUGAAGAGGAAGACACAACCCUUCUUCAAGUCUCCAAAGACACAGAAACUACGGUCAAAGUUGAUAAACAGGUCAAGAGGAUAGAAGAAGUUGAAAAGAAACCGGAAACUAAACCUUGGACUGAGGAGAAAAUAACUUUGAAGAAGACUAAAGUUGAGCAAAAAGAAAUUCGUAGAGAAAGUCUGGAAGAAGUCACGUUGAAACCGACGAAAACGGAGAAGAGAGAAAUUAAGAAGGAAACUAUAGACAAAGUAGAUUUGCAGAAGGUGACAGAUAAGACACAAUUCGUCGAAGAAGAAGAUACAAAGCUAUUAAAGAUCGACAAAGAAGAGAAAGUCGAGGAAGAGAAAACAGAAAAGGUAAAAACUUGGAGAAAAGAAAGGAAACCAAAAGAAAAAGCGCCAUACCAGGAAGAAGAAGAUAAAACGAUCUUGGAUGUGAAGAAAGACAUCGAGUCUGAGGAAAAACUGAAAGAAGUGCCAGUUCCUUGGGCCAGAGGUAAAAAGAAACCUACAGAAAAGAUUCCUUAUCACGAAGAAGAGGAUACUACUCUUCUCGACGUCGAAAAGACUGAAAAGACGACUGAAAAACAGGCAAAAGAAGAAGUGCCGGUGCCAUGGAUACGAGGGAAGAAGCCGAAGGAAGAGAAGCCGGAAGUUCCGCAAAAAGUUCAGCCUGAAGAAGAAGUGCCUGUUCCAUGGGUACGAGGAAAGAAGCUGAAGGAAGAGAAGCCGGAAGUUCCGCAGAAAGUUCAGCCUGAAGAAGAAGUACCUGUUCCAUGGGUACGAGGAAAGAAACUGAAGGAAGAGAAGCCGGAAGUUCCGCAGAAACUUCAUCCACAAGUUCAACCUGAAGAGAAACCAGAGGAAGAAAAAGAGAAAUUGGAAAAGGUCCCAUGGCUUCGAGACAAGAAGGUUCCACGGAAGAUACCAGAAAGGAAAGAAGAACAGGUUGAAGAUAUAAGAUCAGUUGUAUUGAAGCCUACCAGACGUGAACGUGUACCAGAAGAACAGGAGAAACCGGAAGAAGUGACGCUGAAGCCUGUCAAACGCAUUCCACUUGAAGAAGAAAAGAAGGAGGAAGUGCAACUAAAACCCAUUCCGAAACGAAAGCCCGAAGAAAAGCCGAAAGAAGAGAUCAAAUUGAAGCCAUUCCAAAAACCGAAACCGGAAGAGGAUAAACGAGAGAAACCAGAACUGAAACCACUUGAAAAACUUAAACCUGAAGCCCCAAAAGAAGAAGUGCAGGUAAAACCGCUGAAACCGAAAGAAGAAGAAAUCAAAGAAACUGAAGAAACGACAUGGCAUAGAAAAGUGAAACCCAAGAAACCGGUAGUUCCUGAAGAAAAAAUAAUCGACAAGGAGGAAGAGAAGAUUUCAGAGAAAGUAACUGAAGAGAAGAAGAUUAUAGAUGAAAAGGUAGUCAAGAAAGAGGAAGAAAGCAUCGGCGACUUUAAGUCGGUGGCUUUAAAACCGGUUAAACGAGGGAAGAAGCCUCAAGAAAGUGAAGACGUUACGAAGGAAAUAAAAGAGGCCGAAAUUGAAGACUUUACAGCUGUUGUAUUAAAACCUACGAGGAAAGAGAGGAAGCCAGAAGAAAAGGUAGGAACAGAGGAAGUAACGUUGAAACCAAUUCAGAAAAUUCCCAAAGAGAAAGAAACACCUGAAGAAAUAACGCUCAAACCAGUGGAGAAGCCUAAAGCAGUAGAGAAUGGAGAAGUUUUGGAAAAGAGGACUGAAUUGCAAUGGCAACCUGCAAAGAAACCAGCUAAGAAAAUAGUAGCAGAGGAGGAGAAACCAGAAGAAAUGACAUUGAAACCUGUCAAGCGUCUUCCCAAGGAAGAAGAGGAAAAGGAAGAAGUUACUUUGAAACCAAUUAAGAAAGAAAAACCAGAGGAGAAGAAACCAGAAGUUACGUUAAAACCUGUUAGGCGACUUCCCAAAGAAGUGGAAGAGAAGCCUGAAGAAGUAACGUUAAAACCUGUGAAGCGUCUUCCUAAAGAAGAGGUGGAGAAGGAAGAAAUUACUUUGAAACCAAUUAAGAGAGAGAAACCGGAAGAAGAAAAANCAGAAGUUACGUUAAAACCUGUUAGGCGACUUCCCAAAGAAGUGGAAGAGAAGCCUGAAGAAGUGACGUUAAAACCUGUGAAACGUCUUCCUAAGGAAGAGGUGGAGAAGGAAGAAAUUACUUUGAAACCAAUUAAGAGAGAGAAACCGGAAGAAGAAAAACCAGAAGUUACGUUAAAACCUGUUAGGCGACUUCCCAAGGAAGUAGAGGAAAAACCGGAAGAAGUGACAUUGAAACCUGUCAAGCGUCUUCCUAAGGAAGAAGUGGAGAAGGAAGAAGUUACUCUGAAACCAAUUAAGAAAGAGAAACCAGAAGAGGAAAAACCUGAAAUUAAAUUGAAACCUGUCAAACAUUUAAAGAAACCAGAAGAAGAAAAGCCUGAAGAGAUAACAUUGAAGCCAGUUAAACGUCUUCCUAAAGAAGAGGAAGAGAAGGAACAAGUGACUCUAAAACCAAUAAAGAAGGAGAAACCAGAGGAAGAAAAAGCAGAAGUUACGUUAAAACCUGUUAGGCGACUUCCCAAGCAGGAGGAGGAAAAACCGGAAGAAGUGACAUUGAAACCUGUCAAGCGUCUUCCCAAAGAAGAAGUGGAAAAGGAAGAAGUUACUUUGAAACCAAUUAAGAGAGAGAAACCAGAAGAAGAAAAACCAGAAGUUACGUUAAAACCUGUUAAGAGACUUCCCAAGGAAGUAGAGGAAAAGCCUGAAGAAGUAACGUUAAAACCAGUCAAGCGUCUUCCUAAGGAAGAAGUAGAGAAGGAAGAAGUUACUUUGAAACCAAUUAAGAAAGAGAAACCAGAGGAAGAAAAAGCAGAAGUUACAUUAAAACCUGUUAGGCGACUUCCCAAGGAAGUAGAGGAGAAGCCUGAAGAGGUGACAUUAAAACCUGUCAAGCGUCUUCCUAAGGAAGAAGUGGAAAAGGAACAAGUUACUUUGAAACCAAUUAAGAGAGAGAAACCAGAAGAAGAAAAGCNCAGAAAAAAACCGGAAGAAGUGACAUUGAAACCUGUCAAGCGGCUUCCCAAGGAAGAAGAGGAAAAGGAAGAAGUUACUUUGAAACCAAUUAAGAAAGAAAAACCAGAGGAGGAGAAACCAGAAGUUACGUUAAAACCUGUUAGGCGACUUCCCAAAGAAGUGGAAGAGAAGCCUGAAGAAGUAACGUUAAAACCUGUGAAGCGUCUUCCUAAGGAAGAGGUGGAGAAGGAAGAAGUUACUUUGAAACCAAUUAAGAAAGAGAAACCCGAAGAAGAAAAACCAGAAGUUACGUUAAAACCUGUUAGGAGACUUCCCAAGGAAGUAGGGGAAAAGCCUGAGGAAGUGACAUUAAAACCUGUCAAGCGUCUUCCUAAGGAAGAGGUAGAGAAGGAAGAAGUUACUUUGAAACCAAUUAAGAAAGAGAAACCAGAAGAAGAAAAACCAGAAGUUACGUUAAAACCUGUUAAGCGACUUCCCAAGGAAGUAGAGGAAAAACCGGAAGAAGUGACAUUGAAACCUGUCAAGCGUCUUCCCAAAGAUGAGGUAGAGGAGGAAGAAGUUACUUUGAAACCAAUUAAGAAAGAGAAACCUGAAGAAGAAAAACCAGAAAUUACGUUAAAACCUGUUAGGCGACUUCCCAAGCAAGAGGAGGAAAAACCGGAAGAAGUGACAUUGAAACCUGUCAAGCGUCUUCCUACGGAAGAGGUGGAGAAGGAAGAAGUUAUUUUGAAACCAAUUAAGAAAGAGAAACCGGAAGAAGAAAAACCAGAAGUUAAAUUGAAACCUGUCAAGCCUUUGAAGAAACCAGAGGAAGAAAAGCCUGAAGAGGUAUCAUUGAAGCCAGUUAAACAUCUUCCCAAGGAGGAAGUGGAGAAGGAAGAAGUUACUUUGAAACCAAUUAAAAAAGAAAAACCAGAGGAGGAGAAACCAGAAGUUACGUUAAAACCUGUUAGGCGACUUCCCAAGCAAGAGGAAGAAAAACCGGAAGAAGUGACAUUGAAACCUGUCAAGCGGCUUCCCAAGGAAGAAGAGGAAAAGGAAGAAGUUACUUUGAAACCAAUUAAGAAAGAAAAACCAGAGGAGGAGAAACCAGAAGUUACGUUAAAACCUGUUAAGCGACUUCCUAAGGAAGUAGAAGAGAAGCCAGAAGAAGUGACAUUGAAACCUGUCAAGCUUCUUCCUAAGGAAGAAGUGGAGAAGGAAGAAGUUACUCUGAAACCAAUUAAGAAAGAGAAACCAGAGGAGGAAAAACCUGAAGUUAAAUUGAAACCUGUCAAGCAUUUAAAGAAACCAGAAGAAGAAAAGCCUGAAGAGAUAACAUUGAAGCCAGUUAAACGUCUUCCUAAAGAAGAGGAAGAGAAGGAAGAAGUGACUCUAAAACCAAUAAAGAAGGAGAAACCGAAGGAGGAGAAACCUGAAGUUAAAUUGAAACCUGUCAAGUUCCUGGAGAAACCAGAAGAGGAGAAGCCUGAAGAAGUUACUUUAAAGCCCGUCAAGCGUCUUCCGAAGGAUGAGGAGAAACCAGAAGAUGUUACUUUGAAACCUAUAGAAAAGAAGAAGCCGGAAGAAGAAAAGAAGCCAGAAGUUAAACUGAAACCAGGAAAACCUAUCGAGAAACCAGAAGAGGAGAAACCGGAGGAAGUGAAAUUAAAACCGGUUCCGAAGCCGGUCUCUGAAAAAGUCGAAGAGAAACCUAAAGAAGAGGAAAAACCUGAGUCCAUAUUACCAUGGCGCGUUGGCAAAAAGGCGAAGAAGGUCGUCGAUUUCCGAGAAGAAGUCACAGUCGUACCGAUCGAUCAAGAGAAAGUGGUCUCGGAGGAAACAACGGUCGUGGAACAGAAAGUGGAAGCUAAAGAGAUAACCCAGGUGAUGGUUAAAGAGAUCGAAGAACAUAAACCUGUAGAAGCGCCUGUAAUUCCGUGGAGGACACCGAAGAAAGAAAUGGUAAAAGAAGUCGUCGAAGAAAAAGUCGAAAUUGAAGAGAUUAAACCUGAAGUGGUACGCAAAGAAGAUACAGUAAUCGAAGAGAUUGUUGAAACAGAAGUCUCUAGGAUAAAGAAACGACGACCAAAGAAACCGGAAGAAGAGAAGGAAGUAGUCGAAUUGAAACCAGUCGAGAAACACGAAGAAUUCAUAGAAAAAGUAGAAGAGGUGGUUCUUAAACCAGUCAAGAAAGAAAAGGUAGAAGUAGUAGAAGAGAAAGAUGAGGUUCGUCUUAGACCAAUACCCAAGAAGCCACAGGAAAAGGAAGUACCUGAACAGGUAACUCUGAAACCUAUCAAGAAGGAGAAACCCGAAGAGAAACCUAAGGAAGAAAAAAUACCAGAAUUGAAACCAGUGAAAUUAGAGAAACCAAAAGAGAUAGAAGAGAAGGAAGAAACAGUGGCUAAAAUACCAUGGAGGAAACCUAAAAAGAAACCAGAAGAGGUACCUGUACCUGUUCCUAUAGAAAAGGCAGAAGUGAUCGAUGAAACUGUUACCGUAGAAGAGGUUAAAGUGGAGGAAAGAGUUAAAGAUGUGGUCACGAAAGAUGUAGUCGAGGUCGAAACAAAGAUCAAAGAAGAAAAAGUGGAGGAUCGUAAGAGCAGACGCAAGCAGCGUACGCAAGUUGAAAUAUCCAUCACGGACAAAGACAAAAAGAUCGCUCCGAGGUUUAUUCAGAAGCUACAACCCGUUAUCGCGCAACCAGAAACAACCGCAGAAUUCACAUGUACAGUGUUCGGCAGUCCAUUCCCCGAAAUUACCUGGUACAGAAACGAGCAGGAGCUUCACGCCAGUGAGAAGUAUAUAAUGACCAUCUACGAAACGACGGCCUCGUUGGAGAUAACUAAGGUGAAGGAAGAGGAUGCCGGCAUGUAUUCUUGCAGAGCGUCAAAUCCCGCUGGAGUAGCCACGUCCACCGUGAAUCUCGUGAUAUUCGAAAAAGAGGAAGAAGGCGUAGCGCCACACUUCGCAACACCCAUUAAGCCUCUCAUGGUGGAAGAGCACAAACCAGCUCUACUCGAAUGUGUGGUCACUGGAACACCGGUGCCGGAAGUAAAAUGGUAUCGCGGAGAGCAAGAACUGAAACCUCAAAAGGGUAGAGAAAUCACCUUCAAUCCUGAAACCGGUGAAGCAAAAUUGCAUAUAUUGGAGCCAGUGAAAGAGGACGAGACGAUUUAUCGCGUUCGAGCUGUGAAUAAAUUCGGUCGAGCCGAAUGCAGAGCUAAUUUGGUGAUCGGCACCGCGGUGAAGGUCACUAAACCGGAAGUCCUAAGAGCACCAAAGAUCACCAGGCCUUUACCAGCCUUGGUAGCCGAACUUGGAAAACCUCUAACUUUGUCAGCCGAUUUCGAGAGCAAACCAACGCCAAAAGUGAAAUGGUUCCGCAAUGGAACUGAAAUUGUCCCAUCUGACAAACGGGUGAUAAAUAUUUAUGAAACUACCACUGAAUUAUAUAUUCCUGAGGUGACGAAGAAAGAUGGCGGGAAAUACGAGGUUAGAGUUCAAAAUCCUGUUGGAGAGGCGAGAAGUUCGGGCUCUGUUACGGUGAAAGAACGCGAGGACAAGACAGACGAAGUGAAAGCUCCGAGGUUUAUCGAGCCGCUACAACCACAAAUUGUCGCCGAAGGAGAGGUCGUGAUCAUGGAAACACGUGUUGAAUCCUAUCCGACAGCCUCCUUCCAGUGGUUCCACGAAACUCGUCCUCUGGAGUCCACGCCACAGGUAAGGAUUGUGACGCAAGAGAACAGAUCGAUCCUCAUGAUCAAGGAGAUCAAGCCCGAGUUCGCGGGCACGUACACCUGUCGCGCCGAAAACGUUGGCGGAUCAGUCACCUGCACGGCGACGAUAAAUAUGUUAGAGACACCGUGGGAAGAAACCGUUGAGCUUGUUUCACCGACGUUUGUUAAACGAUUGUCACCGGUCAGGGUCAUGGACGGUGAAAGCGCAAACCUGACGUGCAUCGUCCAAGGGAAACCUACGCCUAAAGUGGAAUGGUACCACGACAACAAACCUAUCAAAGAGGGCAAGGAGAUUACUAUUAUUCAAGAUACGGAAGGUGUGUGCAGCUUGGCCAUAACCGAAGUAUUCCCUGAAGAUGCCGGAGAAUACACUUGUCGUGCCGUGAAUCCUGUUGGCGAGGCCGUUUGCAUGACGUCGCUUAUAGUGGAAGCAUACGAGUACGUACCAGAUUCGGAGAUUGCAUCCUCGAUCGUUGCGACGUCUCUUACUACAGGGCAGAGUGGUUCGGAAGAGGAUCUCUUAUCUCCCAAGGAAACUCCCUUGUUCGACACGGACACAGAGGAAUCUGCGCCGGAGAUAAUAAAGAAACUUCCUCAGUUAAUUCCUACCAAAGUCGGAGAGUUAACCAGACUGGAAGUGAAGGUCAAGGGAAAACCGAAACCAGAAGGAAAAUGGUACAAGCAAGGCCAGGAGAUCAUGCCGUCCGAAGAAUUCCAAAUCGAGGAGUUCGACGAUGGCACAUCGAUACUGACGAUAGCCGAAACAUAUCCCGACGACACGGGUGAGAUUGUGUUCGAGGUACACAAUCCACUCGGCGUAUCGACCACGAUGACGUACCUGUCUGUAGAAGGAAUCCUCGGAACAAAGGAGUACAGGAAACCAUCAUGGGUGGCCGAAAUGGAGGAGAUGCAAGAAGCUCUGAGAGCCACGCAAUCUGUACCACGAUUCAUCCAAGAGAUAACCGACGUUUAUGCGAGGGAAGGUGAAACCGCGGUGUUUGAAUGCAUAUACUCUGGCAAUCCUGCUCCAGACGUUGUAUGGUACAAGAAUGACAAGUUGGUCUCCAAUACCCAGAACGUGAAAGUUCGUAUCUCCGAUGAAGAGAAAAAGACAUCGCUAACGAUUAAACACGCGACCGAAGAAGACGAUGCCACUUAUGUAUGCAAAGCUACCAGUGAGAUAGGUUUGGCAACGACGAAAGCUAAACUACGCGUAACAGAUAUAACGGGUAAGACAACAUUCUUCGACGAAGAAGAGGUGGUCGAAGAACAGGUGACUGAAGUCAAACCUAAGGAGAAACCGAAAAAGAAGAAGCCAGAGUUGAAGAAGGCUAAAGAGACGAAGGAGAAGGUGAAGACUGAACGUGUGAAGAUAGACAAGAAGGAAGUGCGCAAAGAGAAGCUGGUUCCUAAAGAACAGCCAGAGGAAAAGAAAAUUGUCGACGUUGAAGAGACUCAGGUACUCGAAACUACAGAGAUUAUUGAAGAACAACCAACAGAGAUAACACGAGCAAAGAAAGUGGUGCCGAUCCAAGAGCCGCUAGUGACGGAAGCAACCGCGUCGCUGAAGAAGAUCGACGAUCAGAAGGCGCGCGAAAUGGUACCAAAGCCUGAGGAACGUGCAAAACGGGUGGUGGAGGAGCGCGAAGGUGUAGUCGUCGUCUCGGAAGUGGCCACGGAAGACAUAGCGCAAGAUUUCACAGUGGAAUCGGUGGUCGAUCGCGCUAAAAUCACGUCGGAGACCUUGCAAACCGUCUCUGUGACAGAGGUGCACACUGAAACUGGUGUCCAAGAGAUGAAACGUAUCGAGGCCAAACAACGAAAAGCAAAGAAAACAGUGGUAACCGAAGAAGAAAUAUUCGAAGAGAAGCCCAGAGAAGUAAUCACGGAGGAAAAACCGAAAAAGAAGAAGAAAGACAAGAUAAAGGUGAAAGAAGAAGUGACCAUCGAGGAAAUCGUAGAAAGACAAAGAGAGAAUAUCGCGAGAGAGGUGGAGGAAAUUAUGGAGAUGCUGCAUGCGAAAGAAUUUGGACCUGGCGAAGCUCCUCUUCGAGAAUUGGCUACUAUCGGCUUCUUGGUGCGCCAAGGUGUCUCCGUGAACGAGAUAAACGAGAGUCUGUACAGGACGGACAAUUUCCCUGCGUUGAAAACCCCCGAGGCUCAGAAUGCGCUGGUUCAAUUAGUGGAACGAGAAGGUCAUGGUCCAUUGAUCACGCAGGUUCUCACGGAGGAAACGACCACCGACGAAAGUGUAGUGGCCGCUACCGUUGGCUUCCGUGCUUUUAUGAGGAUGAUCGAACUGCAACACGUUACCGUGGAGGAAGUGCUCACGCAUUUCGCUCCGGAGGACUUCCGGCCGCGUGCUUGGGAGGUUACAGAAGCUACGGAAGUUGAAACGGAGGGACGAGUUACGGAACGAGUAGAUAUGAUCCACAAAAUGGAGGUCCAUUUCAUGGAGAGGAGGGACGAAAGAAAAGCCGUCCGCGCGCAGGAUAUUCGUGACAUAAAAGAAUACGAGGACACACGGCAGGCAUACACGACACUGCACGAACGAAAAGUAACAAAACCAAAGGAACAAAUCGAGGAGAAAAAGGAAGAUAGGGACGAGGGGGUUCAAGUUGUAGAAAUCGAGGAGAUCGAAGAGACUGAAAAGAAGAAGAAGAAGAAAAAGGACGUGGAAGAAAUUGAGGAAGAAGUCGAAACGGUCGUUAUUGAAACAGACUCGAAGGGCAGGGUGGCUCAAAAACAAAAGAAACGCGAUGAUUUAGAGAAACAGGUUGUAGAGGAAGAAGAAGAAGAAAUAGUAGAAAAAGUGAGGAAAGAAUUGAAACCCAAACGACCUAAGAUUGGAAAAGACGAGGUUGAGCUGGAAGAAAUCGAGGAAUUCGAAGUGACAAAAGAUAAAUCAAUGCCUUCGAUCAUGUUAAACGUUUCUAGCCAACGACAUCAAAUAGUACCUUUAGAUCGUACUAUUGAACAAGCACCUGGAAAACCAGAAUUAGAGAAAGCUAAAUUAACUAUGGACACGAUUACCCCAUUAACCGAGCAACUGGUCCCCGUUCAGGAAAAAGAAAUCGACGAUAUAACUCAAAUUAGGCCCAUUGAACGUAAAGCUUCCUUAUCUAUUUCACCAGUAGAACCUUAUUCUACGACAGAAACAACAGUUCAGGCUUCCACUGGCGAAUUUUCUGAUACAUUCAAACCUACAUCCUACGAAGCAACACCAGCUUUCGUUCCAUCCGAAGGUUUAAUUGUCAGUGAGACCUUGACCAACGAUGCUAAUCUAUCCACUUUAACUAUAGACAAACGAGAAGUCAGUAGAACUGCAGACGUUAGUGUGACUCUUCAAGAAGCUACUACUGUGUAUGAAACCAUGGUAAGUCAAAAGGAAGCUCCAACAGAAGACUUUGUGUCGCCAUUGACAGUCAAAGCGGAAGACACUAUUCUGCCUCAAGUAGGCUUAUCAGUCUAUGAAGUUCAAGAAGGAUUGUCAGAAGACAAAUUAGAACCAUUAAAGACUGUACCAACUAAACCCAGAAUAAACGUGACAGCAGUUGAACCAUUGGUUGUCGAAGAAGUUCGAGCAGAAGAUAAACCGGGAAAAUAUUACCCAGAACUGGUAGUUCCUACAGAAGUCGCCACAGAAACUGUCAUUCCGCAACGUCAACGAGUCACAGAAGAAAUGCACGCUCCUGAAAAGGAAGGUGAAUACGUUCCAGGUAGAUUACCACCUAGUCAGAAAGCACAAAUUGGAAUAUCUUAUGGAAAUGAAACAGCAAUUAUCCAACAGAAUGUUGUUCAGGAAAGUGAGGGAGUGUUUAUUGCUGAAAGGAAAACUGAUACAUUCGAGGCUACUCCAAAUGUAACUCUGUUAGAAGGGGUUUCUGUAUCUACGGUUCAAACGCAAGACACAGAGACUCAUCUGACAAUUGAAGAGAUGAAGAAGGCUGUUGCUGAUUUAAAUGUAGUCGAGAUUACAUCAGCUGUGACAGUGGAGACUGUCCCGUCUGAGAAAGAGAAAGAGUAUCAACCGGGAGACAAACCAACUACCAAGACAGCAGAGACAUCAAUAUCUCCAUUAGAAAUUGGAUCUAUCACGAGUACACUUAUUCAGGAAUCUGAGGGCGUUUAUCAACCAGAUCAGAAGCCUACGAAAGUAUUAGCGGAGACUUCUAUCAGACCUGAAGAACAUGUGAUGGUAUCAGAAAUCCAGACAGCAGAUUACCCGUCAGAUUUCAAGGAAGAGUUGAAAUACGUGCAAGAAAGUGGAACCGUAGCUGUGCAGUUGACAGAGGCUAAGAUGAUCCAGGAAACCAUGACUCACGAUCGUGAAGCAAAAAUGGAUGAAAUAGUCAAACCCGAAGAACGUGUAGUAGAAACUAGUUACGACGCUAUUAGAAGCGUUGAAGUGUUCCAGACUACGUCUAUAGAAAAGGAAGCUGAUCUUAAAAUCUUCGAAAUGCCAGAAUCUCAUCGUGGCAAGACAGUACCUACUCAUCCUGUAGUUUCGUUAGAGGUUGAGAUGAUUCAACCAGAAGAUAAUCUAGGUGUUAUCAAGAAAGAAGUUCCAUCUUCUGGCAUGGCUAAAAUAGAACCCAUUGGAUUACAAGAGACUGUAGUGCGAGAGACAAUUGCAGCAGAAGACGUAGCACCUGUUGAAAAAGACAAAGCACCGGAAUCAAAGACGGCUGAAGUUACAAUGAACGAAAUAGAAGGCGUUCAUACUACUAUGGUAAUCGCUAGCGAGAGAGAAUCUGAAUAUACACAAGUAUCUGAAAUUAAGGGAGCUUAUGCUAGCACAGAAUUUACUACACAAGUCGCACCAGUGUUCGAAGAAGUCAGAACUCAUUCACCAACUGGAGAAUACGUGCCUGAAGAGAAGCCAGCUUCUGGUGUAGCUCAACCAUCACAUGUUCCACUAGAGAGCGUAACUGUAGCCAUGCAGCAGUUAGCAGAGAAAGAAGAUUUGUAUAAAACUGACGUACAGCCAGACCAGAAGACUGCAAUUGUGGAAUUGACUGAACCCAGACCUGGUCCAACUGUCUUGGAGGUUAUUCCCCACGAUCGUGAGAAUGUUUACAGUCCUGACGUGAAGCCACAGGAUUAUACUGCUCAGACAUUGGUGUCCGGUCACACAGUUGCAUUAAAAUCAGAAACUUUAGUGGAGCAAAGCACCGCUGAUAUGAGUAUUGACACACCUAAAUCUGGAAAGGCUAUUCCACAAAGAGAUGCUUUGGAAGAAUUGGUUAUCACAGAGACAACUAUUGCUGAAACAGAGAAAACGAGAGAAGCAGAUGUUUUGCCAACUACUCAGAGUGCUGAGGUUGAAAUUCAGGUGAAGACUGAAAAAUUAACAGUCACUGAGAUAACCAGUGUCCAGGAAGAAGAAAAGUUGGAAGUGGAAGAGAUACCAAAAGAAAGAAAGGUUACUUUAGGAAUCACUGGAGGACACGAGGUUGCUGAGUUACAGGAGACAAUUCUUGCGAGCAAUGUAGAUAUUCUAAAAGAAGAUAAGACAAAGGAAGAACAUGCUAGUCAACAACAGAGUGGAUUGGAAGUCGUUGAACAGACAGAGAUAUCUAUUUCUGAGAAAGAGUCGCCUCUCCAAGAAGAUAUAAAACCUGAUACUAAGAACAUUGAAGUCACUUUUGAAGAAGGUCAAGGUAUCGUGGUAGGUAUAACGUAUCCAGAAGACAAAGAGGGAAUAUUCACUCGAGAAGAAAAACCUAAAGGUGUAGAAGCUACUGUAGACAUCGACACACAAGGAGUAGCAUCCAAAUUGGAAAUCCUUAGUGACACAAGCUUAAGUGAUCUGCCACAUGAAACGGUUCAAGAAAUGAAACCAAAAACCACGAUAUUACCUAUCGAAGCUGCAAUUGCCGAGGAAGUACAAACCAGAGAGACAGAAGCACCAUUCAGUGAGAUUAAACCCUCUGAUAAGAAAGCGAAUCUUGAAUUCGUGACAGGAGAAGGUUUAAUUGUUUCAGCAGUUACUACCGAAGAUAAAGAGAGUCUGCUUCCAGAAGGUGAAAAACCAGAGACCAAGACAGCUAGCUUCGAUAUCCCCACACAUAUUGUCGCUCAGACUAGUGAGACUACUACGACAGAUAAUGUGGGUGAAUUUGAGCGCAAAGAGGCUCCUACAGCAACAGCUACAACAGAUCAUAUUACUUUCCACAGUUUAAUUGCUUCUGAGAUGGCUGCUGGUGAUCUAGAAAAGCCUAUGGAAGACUUUGUACAACCAGAUAAAAAAGUAGUAGAUAUUUCAUUCCAGGAAGAAGAAGGAAUCACAGUAAUUGAGACCAUUGCUUCAGAUAUGGAGAAGGAAUACUUCGAGAAGCUAGAGAUCCAUGGUGAACAAGCUGUACCUAGUUUCGAUGCUCAUAAAGUGGCUCAGCUGACAGAGAUCAAUCCAGCUGCUGUUUCUGGAGACUUAACUGUGCCUGCACCAACUACAGUCGCAGCUAAAGAAGAACGAUUGCCAUUUGAAAGCAUCGUUCAAACUGAGACAGUUGUAUCUGAGACUGAGAAAGAAUUCAUGGACAAACCUGUAAUAACCAACAAAGCGGAAAUAUCUAUCAAUGAAAUAAUCAGUGCUACUACCACUACUGAGAUUCCAGCUGAUAAAGAAGAUAUUCUCAAAAUUCCUGAGAAACCGACUGAAAAACAGGCUAGUGUUCAGUUUGCUGGUCACGUGAUCGCUGAGAAGACAGAGGUGACUGUAGAUUCUAGUGCUGGAAAAUUGGAAGAGGUGAAACCAGUUUCAGCCGCAGCAAUGCCAUCUAGCAUUCCCCUGGAAGCUUUAAUUAGCUCAGAAACACAACCAACUGAAGCUGAAGGACUGUUUAAUAAGGAUAAAGCGCCAUUGCAAGCUUUGGCUGACAUGUCUCUAGUGGAAGAACAGAGUAUACUGGUGUCAACUGUGGUUUUGGAAGAUAAAGAGGAAGAAUAUAAGUCUAAAGAGCUUCCAGAGAUGAAGACAGCUGGGAAGAGUUUAGUUUCUGGUCACGUAGUCGCAGAAACAACUGUGCAAGUUGUAGAUUUUAGCACAGGCGAAUUUGUUGAGGAGAAACCAUCAGGUGCCACUGCAAUGCCAGAACAUGUUCCAUUUACUUCAUUAAUUGAGUCUCAGACUAUUGUUCAAGAAAGUGAAGACAAAUUUAUACCAGGACAAUUGCCAGAAGAUAAGAGAGCUGUUGUAGAUCUUGAAGAAGGUAGAAAGAUCGUGACUGUAUCUCAAGUAACUCCUGCAGACAAAGAAUCUUUAUAUAUUUCUGAAGAACAACCAUCCAAACAUGCAGCUUCUGUUGGAUUAGACACCACUCAUGCAAUUGCUGAAACUACUACUAUCUCUGUUGAAGAUUCAGUAGCAGAAGUGAAGGUAGAGAAACCAGAUACUAAAAAGGCACUUCCCAGUCAAGAAGUAUAUCAAAGUGUACAAGUCACUCAAGAUAUUGUUCAAGAUCAAGAAAAUAUUUUCGAAGGAAAAUUCAAACCAGAAGUUCAGAAGGUAGAAGUCUCUAUCGAAGAAGGUAAACGCGUGACUACUGUGACUGAAGUCAGCGCAGCUGAUAAGGAAGAGAUAUUAAAAACUGUUCAAGAAGAGAAAACACGAUCGGCAGUGCCAGCUAUCGUAUCCGGGCAUGAAGUGGCGGAAAGGUCAGAGGUUAUUCCACAGAUAAGUACUGGAGAUGUGGACAUUGUCAAACCUAUCACAGCAACAGCACAAGUAGGCCAGAAACCAUUCGAAACAAUCGAAAUGACGGAACAAAUCCUAGCAGAAAAAGAAAUAGAUAAGGUUGAGGAAAUAUCGAUGCAGAAGACUAGUGCACGUGUAACAAUAGAUGAGAACAGGUUUAUUGCUAUAACAGAAGCGACUACAGCUCAAGAUGGUGAAGUAGAACUGUCAGCUAUGAAGAAACCUCGCGAAGAAGUAGCAAAACCAGCGAUGGAAGGCAAAGAAGUCGCUGAACAGAUGGAAGUAAAUCUCAGAGAGGGGCUUGGAGAUCUUCCUGAAGCACCAAAACCGACGACUUUUGAAGCUCAUUCUGUUCAAACUAUGUUGGAGAGCGUUGAUAUUAGUGAAACGGUUCCGCAAGAACAUAGUACGAUAUUCGAGGAGAAGAUGAAGCUGGAUGAACAUAGCGCGAAAGUGAGCUUCGUGGAAGGAAAGAGUGUCACAGUUUCUCAUGUAAUCACUCAGGAUAAGGAAGACACUAUGACCAUACAGAAACGUGAAGAGAGCACUGCAGAGGUUACUUUGACGAAGGUUGGAAUGGACGUGGCGCAAAAGGCUCAGGUAUUUGUCGAACAGAGCACUGGUGCUGUUCUGCCCUUAGAGAAACGCGAGGUCAAAGCUCAUCCUAAACAAGAUGCUUUAGAACCUAUAAUUAUUGAAGAUAUUCCAAGCGCAGAGAGCGAAGGAAUAUUUGAUAAAUAUCCAAAAACAGUUUCGUCGAUUGCAGUGCCCAUGUUUGAGGAAGGUCACGGAAUAUCUGUGACGGAAGUGACAUCAGCUGAGGUUGAGUCUCUAUUGAAGGAGAAGAAAUUGGAAGCUGCUCAAACAGCUAGUAGUACAAUCAUCACGGAACGUAAUAUUAUCGAAACCACUACCGUUGAGUCUCAAGUUAAUAUGCCAGAUAAAGUAAAGGAUAUUACCAUACAACCUCAAGUAGCUGUUCCUGGACAAGACACGUUUGAAAGUAUCAUUGUGAGUCAGAAUAUAGUUGAAGAAAGUGAACGUUCGUUCGAAGGCGUGUUCAAACCACAAACUCAAAAAGCAGAUAUAGAUAUACAGAAAAUGACGCCUCUUCAGAUUUCGGAAACUAUUACAGAAGAUAAAGAGAGUGUCUUUGAUGUAGCACCCAAGAGAGAAGGAGUUAUAGCCACUCAAGAUAUCAGUCUUCAUGAAACUGUAGUUGGAUCUUUAGUGGAGAGUAUUCAGAGUACUCAAGAGAUCCACGAAGAGAAACGAGUAUCUUCUCAAGCCACGAUGACGCAAACUGUCAUAGAGACAGCUGUUAAGAUGGAGACGACGACUGGUGAACGCGAAGAGACGUUUGAAGGGAAAUUCAAACCUGAAGAACAAAAAGGAAAACCUCAGAUGGAAGGACUUACUACUGUUACAGUUACUGAGGUAGUUUCUAAUGAAAUUGAAGAUAUUUUGCCUGCAACUGUUGCACCUAAAGGGCAGCAAGCUCAGCCUAGUUUAACUGGCAGAGAAGUUCCUGAAGUAACCCAGAUAGUCACUGGGGCAACCACUGAAGAAUUCGAAAAAGUAACUCAAUUGAAGGAACAACAAGGUAAAAUGGAAGUAGAAGAAUUGUCUUCAGUAACGAUUUCUGAAGUAAUUUCCAACGAAACAGAGGACCUAUUCACUACCAAGUUUAUGCCUAAAGAUCAGAAGGCGGAGUUCAACAUACUAGGCCGAGAAGCUGCAGAAACAUCUCAAGUGACCACCAUAACCGAAGCUGAAGAUCUUGCCGUGAAACGUCCUGAAGAACAGAAAGGAAAACCAAAAUUGGACGAACUAACUCCACUUACAAUUUCUCAUGUUGUAUCUGAAGAAGCUGAGGAAGCACUACCAACAGCGGAAGUUCCAAAAGAGAAGACAGCUCAGCCUAGUCUAAUAGGAAGAGACGUAGCAGAAACUAUGCAGGUGUUGACUGUUGCCAGUGCAGAAGAACUUGUAGCACCCAAAGCACCAGAAGAACAAAAAGGAAAACCGCAAGUUGAAGAAUUAGCUCCUUUGACAGUUUCACAGGUGAUUUCUCAAGAAGCAGAGGAAGCUUUGCCUGCGCCGGAAAUUCCAGUUGAAAGGGAGGCACAGCCAAGCAUGAUAGGCAGAGACGUGGCACAGACGAUGGAAGUUUUGACUAUGGCGAAUGUUGAUACGCUGGCUGAAGAUAAGAAGCCUGGAGAACAGAAAGGAGUUCCUGGUUUGGAAGAAUUUGUGUCUCUGUCAAUAUCACAGACAGUUUCUACUGAGAAGGAGGACUUGUUACCUAGUCCUGAAGUACCUACAGAAAAAAUGGCACAGCCAAGUUUACUAGGUCGUGAUGUAGCAGAAACCACACAAAUUUUGACUAUGAUGGCAGCUGAGGAACUAAUAGCUGAGCAUGCACCGGAACAACAGAAAGGAAAACCAAAUGUAGAAGAACUGACUUCUGUUACAGUUUCUCAGACUGUCUCGCACGAGACUGAAGAGACGUUAGAGAAACAAGUAGCACCUAGUACAGCGACUGCUAAACCUGCUUUUACGGGAAGAGAAGUCGCCGAGACUAGUCAAAUUCUUACUGUGACGAAUGUAGAAGAAUUAGAAAAGCACGUAUUACCUGAAGGACAAAAAGUAAAACCACGAUUGGACGAACUUACGUCUAUAACAGUUUCUCAAGUAAUGUCUAGUGAAUUGGAGGAUACUCUGCCAUCUCCCGAAAAACCGAGUGAGAAGAUUGCUCAGCCACAGAUGACUGGCAGAGAGGUAGCUGAGAAAACCGAAGUCUUAACUGUGACGAAUGUCGAAGAGUUGCAGAAGUUGGAUAAGCCUGAGAGUCAGAAGGGUAGACCAGAUGUGGAAGAACUCAGCUUCCUCACUGUUUCAGAAGUGGUAUCGACAGAAGCUGAGAAGGAAUUACCAGCUCCAGAAGCUCCUAAAGAACGCAAGGCACAUCCACAGUUAGAUAGUAUUGAAGUCGCAGAGACCUCAGAAAUAUUAACUAUGACCAGUGCUCAAGAACUUCUUAAACCAAAAGCACCGGAAGAACAAAAAGGAAAGCCUCAAUUAGAAGAGUUGCUUUCCCUAUCAGUAUCAGAAGUCGCGUUUGGUGAAGCAGAGCAGGGUCUUCCAACUCCUGACGAACCUACCGCUCAAACAGCCAAACCUAGUCUACUAGGUAUCCAGGUUGCUCAGAAAUCCCAAGUAAUUACAUCAGUUAUAGCUGAAGAGUUACAAGAAACUACCAAACCAGAUACAAAACAAAUAAUUCCUGAACAAAUUCCAUUCGAAAGUAUAGAACAAAUACAGCCAAUAACCCAAGAAAGCGAAGACACGUUUGUCGUAGAAAAAACAGCUAAAUCAGCUACAGCAGAGAUGUCGUUCCGUGUGUCUGAGAGUGUCGAAAUAACUCAAGUGACGGCCACGGAACAAGAGUCAAAGGAAGUCAUAAAAGGCGUUGCUAAAGAAGUUUCAGCUCAACCUGAUGUGAUUAAACACGAAGUAGCUGUGAAAACUGAAAUUCAGCCAGCUGACGCAGCUGGUGAAUUUAAAGUAACUAGACCAGAGAAAAAGACAGCCAAAGGCGUAGAGGAGAUUCAACAAGGUGUAAUCGUAACAGAGCCAUUGAGCUCUGGUGAGAUUGAGUCAGAAAUGCCCGAGUCUGUAUUACCUUUCGCGAAGUUAGCGAGCGUUACUAUCGAGGCAGAACACCUGGAACACGUUAUGGAUGUCACGGAAGAAGUGGUUGAAAAGGAAAUCAUCGAGGAAGUCAAACCUAUCAAAAAGAUCAUCAAGAAGAGGAAGCCAGUGCCGGGUAAAGACGAGGUAACAGAGGAAGUCGUGGAAGAGAUAAUAAUAGAGCAACCGCAAGAAGAAGAAGCUCGACCAAUCAUAGAAGAAGUAGAAACAGUGACGGUCACUGAACACGAUGUACGAAAAGCUCCAAAGAAGAAGAAGGAGGUGGUCAUCAAAGAGGAAGAAGAGAUCUUCGAAACAAUCGAAACACCCACUCAGAAAAUAAUUCGAAAGAAGAUUCGUCCAAUGAAGAAAGGAGAGGAAGAGAUCGUGGUCGAAGAGAUAAUUCAGAAGCCACUAGAAGAAAUAACCAAAAUGGAGGAAGAACAAAUAGUAGAAGUCGUUGAGACACCCACUAAGAAAGUAGUAAAAAAGAAGAAAGCUAUAGUGAAAGAUGACGGUGUUCCUGAAGAGAUCGUUGAAGAAAUUAUUAUCGAAAAACCACAAAAAGAAAAAGCAAAACCUAAAGUAGAAGAAGGAAAAGAAACGGUUAAAGUAACAAAGGUUGAUCUGAAGAAAGCACCGAAGAAACCUGAAGAGGUAGUAGAAGAAGAAGAAGAGAUCAUUGAAACAAUUGAGACACCAUCAAAGAAGAUCAUUCGAAAGAAACCUAAAGAUAAGAAGGAAAAGGUAGUGGAAGAAGUUAUACAGAAGACCAUAGAAGAAGCAAAAGCCAUGGAGGAAAGUGAAAUCGUAGAAAUCAUUGAAACACCAACGAAGAAAAUAAUCAAGAAGAAAAAAGCUACAAUUACAGAAGGCAAAGCUCCUGAGGAACAAAUCGAAGAGAUCGUGAUUGAGAAACCUGUUAAAGAAAAAGCCAAAAAGAAGAUUCUACCAAAAGAAGGUUUAGAAAUCACUGAAAUUAUUACCGAAACUUCUGUCGAGGAGUUGCUUGAGAAGAAGGCUAAACCUGAAGAAGCCAAACCCUCGGAAGUGGAAGAAGAAAAGGCAGAAGUUACUAAAGUAGAAGUAAAGAAAGUACCAAAGAAGAAGAAGAAACCAGUUACAGCCCUUGAAACCGAAGAGGAGGACGAAGCUGUGGAAGAAAUAAAACCUGAGGUACCUAAAGAAGAAAAGGCGAAACCAACUGUUAUAGAGAAAGAAGGUGUUGAAGUGACUGAAGUGAUUUCUGAAAUGAUCACGGAGAAACUUCCUGAAGAGGUUAAACCUAAGAAGAAGAAGGCUACUGAGAUUAAGGAGAUAGAAGAGAAGGUGAUCAAAAAAGAGGUUAAAGUGAAGGAAGCACCGAAAGAAGGUGUGUCUGAAACGGAAGAACAGCCAGAGGAAGAAGUACAAGAACUUGUAACUGAGAAGCCAAAGAAGAUUAAAGCCAAGAAAGAAAUUACGCCUCAAGAUGGUAUUAUAACCACUGAAGUUAUUUCUACGACUGCGGAAGAAGAAUUACAAGUGCAGAAACCAGAAGAAGAUAAGGCUAAAAUAAUCGAAGAGAAGGAAGAGAAAGCAGAAGUAAAAGAAAAGAAGGUUACUGUAAAGAAGGCUCCUAGGAAGAAAUUAACACCGAAGGAAGCUGAAGAGGAACAAGUAGAGGAAGUUGUGGAAGAGAUUACAGCGGAAGAACCAAAGAAAAGGAAGGCUAAGAAGACUGUCCUUCCGAAGGAAGAGUUACAAACGACUGAAGUGGUUACUGAGAUUACUACAGAAGAAAUAAAAGAAGAGAAGCCAAGGGAAGAGAAGGCUGUUCCUAAAGAGGAAGAAAAGGUUGAAGAAGAGGCAACGGUUACCGAGGUUUCUGUGAAGAAGGUACCUAAGAAGAAGAAAAAGGAGGAAGUUGUGACGAACGGUGAAGUGAUUGAAGAAAAACCGAAAGUGAAGGAAAUUCCUGAAGAGAAACCGGAAGUAAAGGAAGAAGUAAAGGAAGAAAAGCCAAAGGAAAAGAAACCAAAAGAAGAGGAAGUGGUAGAAGAAAAACCAGAGGAAGUGAAACCAGAAGAAGAAAGAGCAAAAGAAGUGGAAACGGAGGAAGAGAAACCAAAAGAAAAACCAAAGAAAAAGAAAAUCACAGCAGAAAAGAAACCCACCGUUGUAGAGGAAGAACAACACGAGGAGAAGAUAGAAGAAAUACCAGAAGAGAAGCCAAAGAUGGUCAAAGCCAAGAAAGAGAUUAUUCCAAAGGAUGCUGUUGAAACCACAGAAGUUGUUCCAGAAACUGUUGCUGAAGAAACACCAACAAGGAAACCUGAAGAACGCAAGGCUGUACCAGUCGAAGAGAAACUGAAAGAAGUAGUAGUCGAAGAGAUUCCUAUAGAAAAAGCUUUGAAAGAGGAAAAAGAAGAAAUACCAGAAGAGAAACUAGAAGAAGUUCCUGAGAAACCAAAGGAAGCAAAGGUUGUGAAGAAGAAAAGGAAGAAGAUAGUGAAGAAAGAUGAAAUCGAAGAAUGGGUCGAACCGGAGUACGAAAGACCUGUACUGGAACCCAUGCCUGAGAAGAUUCAAUGGGAACCAAAGAAAAAGAAGGAGAAGAAACCUUUACCAGAAUCUUUGCAAAAAUUGGUCCCUCAAAAAAUCGAAAGAAAAGAGAUCAAACCCACGAAGCUCAAAUACUCAGAACCGACAGAAACCGUUCAGUUCGCUGCGAUCAAAUUGAAGAAAGUGACAGUUUCGAAGAAGAAAGUAGUCGAAGAAGCCAAAUUCCCGAAGAUCAUGUUACGAAGCAGACUUACAUUCGUCGGUGAUUAUCCGCCUGAAAUUCAAUAUCCAAAGGUAACGGAACUAGAAGACAAUCCGGUUCAAUCUGGUAUUCUGUCUAGAAACACCGAGGAAGCUCUAGAAGUGCUGAAGCGAAAGGUGAAAAAGAUUAAACUUCCUAAGAAAGAAAUUACAGAAUUGGAAAAAUUGGAUCAAGAAUUCGAAGAAUUGAAGAAGGUACCUUUGGAGAAAGUGGAGGAUAAAUCGAUAUACGAACGUCCACCGAAGAAGCCUGCAGAAAAACCAGAAGAGCCACAGAAGUUGGUCGUUGGCAAAGGCAAGGUACCUGAAGAAGAAAAAGUGGAACCUGAAAAGGUGAAACUAAAGAAGGUUCCUGAAAAGAAACCAGAAGAAAUUGAAGAACCAUUGAAGAAACCACCCAAACCAGUACCAGAAGAGGAAGUAAAACCAGAGAAAAAAGAAAAACCAAAGGUGAAAUUAGAACACGAUGAGUUAAAGCCUUUGGAUUUCGACAGACCAGAACUGGAGAAAUAUGAACCAGAGAAAUACGAAGAACCAGAAAAACCAGCACCAGAGCCAGUUUCAAAACCAUAUGAACCAGGAGAGAAGAAGAAGCCAGAUCAAGAGAUCGAACAGAUUCCGUUGAUAAAGGGAAAACCGAAACCACAAGAACCGGAUGAAGAACCUGAAGUUAAGUUCAGAAUACCUCAAAAAGACAAGCCAGAAGAGGAACCAGAGAAGAUAACGUUAAAGGGGUGGAAAAAAGACAAACCUGAGGACGAAGGUGUGGAAGAGUUCCCAGCGAAGGAAGAAGAAGAAGCUCCUAAAGUACCCAAAGAAGAACUUGAAGAAACCACUGUGAAGCGUAAAGUGAAACCAAAGAAACCCAAAGACAAGGUUCCUAUGGAAGAAGAGGUAACGCUGAAGGAGCCUGAAAAGAAGAAACCAGAGGAAGUUCCAGAAGUAGUAGAAGAUAUCACUUUGAAGAAGGAACCAGAGAAACCUAUUGAAGAAGCUCCUGCUGAACUUACCAUCAAGAAGCCAGUUUUGAAGGAGAAAGAAGUACAAGAAGAAGAAAUAGUGACUGAAGUGACGUUAAAGAAGAAGCCGGAGAAGCCUGAAGAAGUGGUUGAAGAAGCAAUUGUGAAAAAGCCAAAGAAGAAGCCCGUAAAAGAAGAAGAGGCUGCUGAAGUUACAAUAAAAAAGAAAGAGGAAGUGGAAGAAGAAAUUAAAGAAGACGUUGUUAUAAAGAAGAAGCCAGAGGAGAAGGCGCCUGCAGAAGUGGUUGAAGAAGUCAUUUUGAAAAAACCAGAAGAAAAAGCUGCUGAAGAAGUAACUGAAAAAAUAGAGAAACCUAAAAGGAAGAAACCUGUGAAGGAAGAAGCUGCCGAUGAAGUCACUAUUAAGAAACCAGUGCCAGUAGAAAAAGAAGAAGAAGAAAUUAUAGAAGAAGUAACAUUGAAAAAGAAGAAACCAAAGGAGAAACCGGUUUCAGAAGAAGUAACCGAAGAAGUUACACUGAAACCGGUUCCGAAANAAGAAGAAAAGGCACCAGAGGAAGUAACUGAGAAAAUAGAGGUAAAGAAACCUAAGGAGAAGAAACCAGUGGUUGAAGAAGCUGCCGAUGAAGUUACUAUCAAAAAACCAGUUCCAGUAGAAAAGGAAGAAGAAGAAAUUAUAGAGGAAGUGACACUUAAGAAGAAGAAACCAAAGGAGAAACCGGUUCCAAAAGAAGUGAUUGAAGAAGUUACACUGAAACCAGUUCCAAAGGAAGAAGAAAAGGCACCAGAGGAAGUAAGUGAGAAAGUAGAUGUGAAAAAACCAAGGAAAAAGAAGCCCGUGGUCGAAGAAGCUGCCGAUGAAGUCACUAUUAAGAAACCAGUGCCAGUAGAAAAAGAAGAAGAAGAAAUUAUAGAAGAAGUAACAUUGAAAAAGAAGAAACCAAAGGAGAAACCGGUUUCAGAAGAAGUGAUUGAAGAAGUUACACUGAAACCAGUUCCGAAAGAAGAAGAAAAGGCACCAGAGGAAGCAACUGAGAAAGUGGAGGUGAAGAAACCUAAGGAGAAGAAGCCAGUGGUUGAAGAAGCUGCCGAUGAAGUUACUAUCAAGAAACCAGUUCCAGUAGAAAAGGAAGAAGAAGAAAUUAUAGAGGAAGUAACACUUAAGAAAAAGAAGCCAAAGGAGAAACCGGUUUCAGAAGAAGUGAUUGAAGAAGUUACACUGAAACCAGUUCCAAAGGAAGAAGAAAAGGCACCAGAGGAAGUAAGUGAGAAAGUAGAUGUGAAAAAACCAAAGAAAAAGAAGCCCGUGGUCGAAGAAGCUGCCGAUGAAGUCACUAUUAGGAAACCUGUCCCUGUAGAGAAGGAAGAAGAGGAAAUUAUAGAGGAAGUAACAUUGAAAAAGAAGAAACCAAAGGAGAAACCGCUAACGGAGGAAGUAGAGGUCGCUGAAGUGACUCUCACGAAACCAAAACCAGUGGAGGAAGAGAAGAAACCGGAAGAAGUAGAAAUAUCGUUGAAAAAGAAACCGAAGAAAAAGCCAGUCGUCGAGGAAGAAGCUGCCGAGGUAACUAUCAAAAAAUUAGUUCCUACCGAAGCGGAGGAGGCUCCUGAAGAGAUUACCAUCAAGAAGAAGAAGAAGCCAGAAAAGAAACCAACGCCAGUCACGGAGGAGGUUGAAGAAACUGCCGUAACCAUAAAGAAAGCUCGAGCUCCUGAAGAACCUAAAGAAGAAGAAGAAAUAUCAACCGACGUACAAAUAAAGAAGAAGAAACCUGUACGUAAAGUUACGGAAGAGGCUGCUGAAGAAUUAACGAUCAAAAAGAUCGAAGAAGUGGAACAACCAGAAGAAGAAGAAGAAGAGGUCCAAGAAUUCACAGUCAAAAGGAAACCUCCAAAACUGCCUCCAAAACCAAUCGAAGAAAUCUACGAAGAUGUUACUCUUCGAAAGUUACGUCCAAAGAAGAAACCAAGGCCAGAUAUCAAAGAAGUAACAGAAGCAGAGAAUGUUACGUUCAGACCACGUUCUACGAAGACCAAAGAAGAUGUAGAGCAAGAAUUCAAGAUCUCGUUGAACACUUACGAGGAAGAAGACAUUUCUAUGUCCGGUAAGGUUAAACUGAAACCUAAGAAACGACCGAUGACGUACUCUGAAGAAGCCGGGGAAGAAACCAUCAAAAUUAUGCAAGAAGUCGAAGACGACUCUGGGCCAAUUAUAGAAGAGAUCAUAGAAUCAGACGAGGAGGCUAGAGAUGAAUAUAGUAUAGAAGAAUUGGAGACUGAUGAGAUGAGAGUGCCACUGAGAAGGAGAAAGAAGAAGGAACCAAGGCCAUAUAAGGUGGAAGAUAUCGAAGAAGGUGACGUGAGCUUGAAAUUGAAACGCGAGAGGAAAUAUUCGGUGGAGGAAGCUGACGAAACGUUGGCGCUGAAGUUGAAGAGCAAGAGACGAGUUUCCACCUUCGACGAAGAAGAGGCCUCGCUUAGUAUCACCAGAGAAGAAGACAUUUCAGAGGAAGAUGAAAUCGAAUACGUUGUACGCGAUGGCGACACAAUGUUCUCGAUUUGCUCGUACGUGGCAGAAACUGACGAAGCCAUCAACCUCGUCGAAGGAGAAAGAGUUUACGUUAUCGAACAUUCGAAUCAAGACUGGUGGUUCGUGAAGAAACACCUGACGGAAGAAAAGGGCUGGGUUCCAGCGCAAUAUCUUCUCAACGAAGUGCACUAUACUCUGUAUCUACAGCGCAAAUUGCACGAGAAAAUCGAUAAAUUACCAGUAUUUGAAAAACCAGCGCCCGGAGAGAAGACAUCAGCACCGAGGUUCAUCGAAAAAUUGCAGCCAAUUCACACACCAGAUGGUUACACGAUCCAAUUCGAAUGUCAAGUGGAGGGUCUACCAAGGCCUCAGAUAACUUGGUUCCGACAGACAGCCAUCAUCAAGCCAUCACCUGACUUCCAAAUGUACUACGACGACGAUAAUGUAGCAACUUUGAUCAUCAGGGAAGUGUUCCCUGAAGAUGCUGGCACCUUCACCUGUGUCGCCAAGAACGCUGCUGGUUUCGCUUCCAGUACCACAGAAUUAAUUGUGGAAGCGCCUCUUUCUGAUCACGGAUCGGAUCUUACUGGUCCAUCCAGAAAGAGCCUCUCAAGAGAAUCAUCUCUCGUCGACAUCUUGGAGGGAAUACCACCAACGUUCUCAAGGAAACCAAAGGCGAAAUACGUCAACGAAGGUGAUGAUGUGAUUUUGGAAUGUCGACUGGUAGCAGUACCUGAACCAGAAAUAACCUGGUACUACAAAGAUACGCAGAUUACAACCAAAGAGAACAUCGUGGUUGCUACCGAAAGCGACAUGCACAUGUACUGCAGCGUAAUUAAGAUCACCAAAGUACAGAAGAAACAGGAAGGAAAGUACACUAUCGUUGCUAGAAACAGGGAAGGUGAAGCCACCAUAGAAAUUCCUAUGAAGGUGAAGACUGGCAAACACGAACCGCCAGAGAUUCUAGAACCAUUACAAUCGUACGUGAUACGGGAAGGUGAAACCGUGGUAUUAUCGACUCAAAUCGUCGGAAACCCAGCUCCUAAAGUAACUUGGUACAAGAACGGUAAACCACUGAAGGGUUUGACUCCGAAACAAGAUGGCCACGUGAAUACGCUCACGCUGAUUCAACCUCAAGUAUCUGACACAGGGGAAUAUUCUGUGGUAGCUACCAACGAUCUUGGCACAGCCGAAACGAAAGCUACGUUGACAGUUGAAAUAAACUUGAAGCCUUCCCUGACCAUUAGCUUCCAGCAACAAACAUACGAACAGCACAGUGUAUCGAAGGAAAUACCUAGCGGAGCUCCAGAACCGCCACUCUUCACGGAACGGUUCCAAGAGCUCACCGUUCCGCAGAAAGGUACCUUCAAGUUGGUGGCGAAGGUUACUGGAAACCCUGUACCAGAAGUCACGUGGUUAAGAAACAACAAACCCUUGGAGAAAUCGCCGAACGUCACAGAAACCUACGAUGGCGAGAACAUCGUACUGGAGAUCAGAAACGCGGAUUCAGAGGUAGACGCAGGCGAUUACAAGUGUGUCGCGAGCAAUCCAGUUGGAAAAGCGUCUCACGGUGCCAGAGUGACGGUAGACGUGGAAAAAGUAACAUUCACCAAGACUCUGGAGAAGGAAGUCGUCAUCGACGAGUACAAGACCUUGGAACUCACCUGUGAAACAUCGCACACGGUGUCUACGAAAUGGUGGCACAACGACCAGGAGAUCAGUGGAAUGGAUCAUCGCGAGAUCAUUCACGAAGGACGAGUGCACAAGCUGGUGAUCAAGAAAACGAAUCCUACGGACGAAGGAACUUACAAGUGCACCGUGAAGAAUCAAUCGACGUCGAGCAAAGUUACGGUAAAAGCCACGAAACCGGAAUUCGUGAAGAAGUUACAAGACUGCGAGGUAAAGGAGCGUGAUGUUGCCAUUUUGGAGGUCGAAGUUACAUCGGCGACAGCGGACGUUAAAUGGUUCAAGGAUGGCGAGCCUUUGAGACCAAGUAAAGAGAAAUUGGAAUUUGUUAAAGAAGGCACCGUUAGGAAAUUGUUCAUUAGAAGCACAUCCGUCCAUGACGAAGGAGAAUACACGUGCAGCCUUAUCGAUCAGAAAUGUUCAGCGGAAGUCACCGUCAUUGAACUACCACCGGAAAUUAUUACGAAGAUGCAAGAUGUGACAAUAGCAAGAGGCGAGAGGGCAACGUUCGAGAUAGAACUAACAAAAGGAGAUGCGUUGGUUCGAUGGUUCAAAGAUGGACAAGAGUUACAAUUUUCGGAACACGUCCGAUUGUCGAUCGAUGGCAAGAGACAGAAGCUGAAGAUCUACGAUACGGAACCGGAGGAUGCAGGCGUUUAUUCCUGCGAAGUCGGUGAACAAAAAUCAACAGCAAAGCUGACCGUAGAGGAACCUGGCGUGGAAUUCGUCACUAAAUUACCGGAUGUCACCCUUGUGCCAUUGAACGCCGAUGCCGUUUUCGUUAUUGAAAUAUCACGCGACGUUCCAGUCACAUGGAUGAGGAAAACGGAAGUCCUUAAGGAAUCGUCCAAGUACACCAUUAUAGAUGAGGGAACCGUGAAGAAACUGAUCGUGAAAAAAUGUACCGCCAAAGAUAUCGCGGAAUACACAGCUGCGGUGACGAACGUGAAAACAUCAUCGAAAUUAAGAGUCGAAGUUAUGGAAACGGCGCCAAAGAUUAGUCCGGAUACACCAAAGAAGUACAAAGUAAGGAAAGGCGAAGACGUGGAAGUGGUCGUGAAAUUCAGCGCAACACCAAAACCAAACGACGAAUGGACAGUGAACGGCAACGUGGUUACAAAAUCGAAACGAGUUGUGCCAUCAAUCGAUGAAGAAUCCGCGGUAUUAACAAUCAGGAAGAUACAAGAAGAAGAUGUUGGUGAUUAUACUUUGAAACUGGUGAACAACGUCGGAGAGGCUACCAUCGAGAUCAACGUCGUUAUCGUCCAGGUACCGAGUGCACCUGGAGCACCAGAACCAUUGGAAGUAACUCAGGAUAGUGUUACGCUUCACUGGAAGAAACCAGAUUCAGAUGGAAACUCGCCCAUCGUUGAGUACAUUCUGGAGUAUCAAGAAAAGAAUGAAACUACGUGGAGCAAGAUUACAGAGACGAUAACAGAAACAACACAUACGGUAACGAAAUUAACCACGAACAAAGAGUACACCUUCCGAGUAACAGCUGCAAACGAGGCUGGACCAGGUGAAACAUCACCAACUUCUCCGUACAUAAAGAUAACAAAACCAUCGGCUGCAGAACCACCAGUUCUUCUAGAACCUCUGAAGAGUGUCAUCGUUGGCCUUGGAGAAACAGUCACCCUAUCUUGCGUCAUUGGAGGAACACCAACGCCUCAGAUUACUUGGUUGAGAAAUGAGGAAAUUUUCGAAGACAGCAACAUCACGUACGAAAAUCGCGUGGCAAAGUACACGAUCACGAAGACAACGGAAACAUCGUCGGCGACCUUCACAGUGAAAGCAAAGAACGAAAGAGGAACAGCAGAGACCACGUGCGAACUGAAGGUGCAAGAGCCGCCUAAGAUCACGUACGACGAGAGUUUGGCAAGCCAGAAACUUCCGGUGAACAGUCAAUGGAAAAUCGAUAUUCAAGCGAGCGGCUUCCCGAAACCAGAAAUUACAUGGUCGAAGAACAACAAGAAGAUAGUGGAUAAACGUGUAUCCAUUCAGACAGAAGAAAAGACCUCUACUAUCUCUAUCUCUUCACUCGUUAGAGAAGACACAGCUACUUAUACAGCAAAGGCAGCGAAUCAAGCUGGCAGCUCUUCGGUUGACUUACAUCUUAGAGUCAUAGAUAAACCAAGCAGGCCGCAAGGACCAGUGAACUUCAAGGAAAUCAGACAAGAUCGCGUCACCAUCGAAUGGCGACCACCAGAAGACGAUGGUGGAAUCGAACUGGAGAAAUACACGAUCGAGAAAUGCGAACCGGGCAAAGCUUGGGUGAAGAUGGUCGAUAUCGACAAAGAAGUGGAGAGCUUCUGUGUGCACAAACUGCAACAGAAUGCAGAAUACAAGUUUAGAAUCAUCGCCAGGAACGCUGUCGGAGCGUCAGAACCAUUGGAAUCGGAAACGGUCAAAAUGAGAACUUCCUUUGAGCCACCUGGACCGCCAAGAGGACCGCUAGAAGUAUCAGGAAUGACGAAGACAUCCUUCACGAUAAAAUGGCAGCCUCCAGAGAACGACGGUGGAACACCAAUAACCGAAUAUAUCGUUGAAAUGAAAGAAGAAUCGAAGAAAUCUUGGCAGAAGAUCGGCAGCACAAAGCACGAAACGACGCAGUUGAGCGUAUCGGAACUGAAGACAGAUGUACCGUACAACUUCAGGAUAACAGCGAAGAACAGUGUUGGCACUGGUCCUCCAUACGUAGCCGAAGAACCAAUUUCAGCAGGCAGACGAAUCAAAAUAACAAAGCUCACCGAAAGCACCAUGUACGCUCUGCUUGGCAUAUUCCCGUCGACGAAGGUAGUUAUGAGUAAAACACCUCCAUCGAGUCCACAACACGUACAAGUGACGAAUGUAACCAGUAAGAGUGUCACACUUAGUUGGUCUCCGCCAGCCAGCAAUGGAGGAUCAGAGCUCACAGGAUACAUCAUCGAGAAGAGGCCAUUGAUUGGAAAAGGAGCAAGAUGGACGAAGGUUGUCACCCUGGACGCUACGACGCUUCAAUAUUGCAUAGAAAAUUUGAAAGAGAGCGAAUUUAUCUUCAGGAUCUUCGCAGAGAACAACAUGGGACUCAGUUUACCUACAAACUCAGAACCGGUUACCCUAAUGACUCAUGCCAACGUGCCAUCGCCACCAACAGCGCCAUUGGAAAUCAGGCAGAUCGCAGCGAACACGGUCGUAAUUUCAUGGGGCAGACCGGAAUCCGAUGGUGGAGCACCAUUGGAAGGUUACAAAAUUGCUAUCAGGGACGCGAAGAAGACGAUGUGGAUGGAAGUAGGCAAAGUGAACGCUGAAACACAGAAAUUGAAUAUCAGGGAUUUACAGGAGAACCAUAUGUACCUGAUAAGGAUUUUUGCCAGGAACGAAGUCGGUCACAGCGAUCCUUUGGAGUCUGAUGAACCAGUCAAGAUCAUACCAGCUUCCGAAUUAGCCGUAGUGGAGCCAGUAGCAGAAGCUACCGAGAAAGGUGAAACCGCGUCGAUGAGCUUCAGCACAGAGAACACGAGUUCUUGGCUACGCGAGCACAACAUGGAUGCCGAUAUCCAUUCGUACGCGAGAGCGAGACUUCUUAGACAAGACGAAUACUUCUUCCGCAUUUGGCAUUAUGCUAAGAAACUCUUCGAAUAAGCAUUUCUACGAUUUAAUGGCUGAGGAAAGACGAAGGAUCAAUUUAUAUUCGUUCUUCGUUUUAUCGAGGACCAGAACAAUUUAACGCGCUAGUAAGACAAAAAGAAAAUCAACAGAGACAGUAAGGAACAUCUUUGAUAUUAAUUUCAUACAGGAAUCUCAUUCUUCUUUUUUCUAACGAAAUUCUCAACAAAUCGUGUUCGUAUAAUAUUUCGAACGACUUGGAUAAUUAUUUUCUUCUUCAGUGAAUUCGCUUAUCGUAUCUAUUUGAUCUCUCACUUGAAUAUCGUCAUUCGUGAAACAACGAAAACGUAAACAUUAUCGAAUCGUUCCUCUCUUUUCUCGCACGCGUAUAGAGACUAGAUUUAAUGUAAGGAUCGAUACUGGAUGGGUGUAGAAUCUAGUCAGCGUAGUAGUAAUACUUUUUUUUUGUUCUUUUUUCAUCUUUUAACGGACCAAGACUUCCUCACGUAUACUUAGAGUCGAUACAAAUGGAAGAGGAAUUCUUUCCAUUCUUCCAAUUCACGAAAUAAUCGAUAAUACUAAUAAUCGAUAAUGGUAAUCGUAUUACUGAAAAUUCGUGAAUCCAGCAAAGAGAAGUAUGUUUGGAAAUAAACUAAGAAAUGUUAUCAGUGAUCUUUAUGAUAUAGCUUAUCUUUUUAUUUCUCAAGCAUUUUAAGUAAAAUUAUAAAUAACAUUAAUUAUAUUCUUACUAUCAUAAAGAUUCACUGUAAUCUUUCUUCGUUUCUGAAUUAUUUAAUAUUAUAGAAAUUAUUCUUAUUUAUUAUUUAUUGGUUGUAUAAUUAUUUCUAUUAAUCAAAUAAUUCCAUUAUAUUCGAAUGAAUAGCUAGCUAUUCAAAUGAAUGGAAAGUUUGCACGAAUUUUCAGUCACACGAUUGCGCUGUACUUGAAGAUGAAAACAUCCUGACUUCCUCGGGAUAUUCCUUUCGUUAAAACUACGCUAUUGUCAAAUAUUCGACGAGAAAAUUCGAAAAGCCCCGAGACUAACAGAUCGUCGGAGAAUGUGAUAAACGAUCGGAAUCGAUCGAGUACCUUGUGUAAAGAAGAAAUUUAGAAGCGAUUUAGAAGCGAUUAAGUAUACUUGAACCCUUUCUCCCCCAAUCCUAAACCAUCCUAUUGUCCAUCCCUUCGUUAUCCAUGCCACCCUUUGUAUUUAUAUUAUAAUUGCGAACGGAAAGCAACGUUCGGUUACUCACCCAAGUUUGCGAGGAUUACUUUUAGUAUUUAUUCGUAAUGUAUAAUGUUAUAUUUAAUUGUUAUUCGUCACCAUUGCCGAUAUAAUUAAUAAUAAUUGUUCAUAAUAAAUCGGCAUUGGUGCCGAUUAUUCAUGCGACUGGUCAUUAAGAGACUAGAAAACGAAACGAAGAAAUGCCACGCGUGGUUGGUGUCGCGAGACGUAACAAAAUAUAGGUGCAAAAACAACAGCAUAAUUCACCAACGACGCGUCGCAUACUUCGACGUUAUAUUGUAAGACAUUUUGCGAAUUAAAUUAUUGCAUAUAAUAUAA